Molecule: messenger RNA, 66200 nt
Organism: Xyrichtys novacula (pearly razorfish)
Lineage: Eukaryota; Metazoa; Chordata; Actinopteri; Labriformes; Labridae
Source: the annotation of a GenBank genome assembly
ACUGUGGUGGGCGGGGCGAGGCUCGCGCUGCACCGCCACUGAGUUUGUUAGUUUCCUUAAUGUAGCGGAUCUUGGUGUGUGUGUGUGCCUUCAGGAGACACUUAGAGAGGAAACUAGUGUUAUUUACUGAAGCAGCUGGAGAGCGUAGUGGUAAGUCAAGCGAACUUUACUGUUUUUGUGUAUAAAAUGUUCUGUUUUCUCUUGAUCUUCCUGAGCUCCAUCGACUGACAAGAGUCACUACAGGGUUUCGUUGUUCAUGUUAACACAUUGUAGCCUGGCCCUUUUGAAGCGACAUUUCCAAAACAAUCUGAGGCACGACAGCUCAAGCUCUUUCCACUAACAAUUUUAAUAAUGUACAGUGUAAUGUCAACAUUUGUGUAGGUAGAGUUUAAAAGUGCUCAGUGUGUGAGUGUGUGAUAGAAGAGGUAACGGUAUUGUAGAUAUGAUGAGUCGAGGUGCUUUGAUAGAGAGCUUGAUAAAACUUUGAUAAACACCGUUAGCUGUGGUUUACUUUCUCCAUUGUCUCCUACUAUGAUGUACUGUUACAGUAGAGUCUGGUCUAGGUGCCCAAGAACAAAGUGCUGUAUAUCCGUGAUAAAUAUUUCUGUAAAUAACUGUACAGAGCUGCUUUAACCAAAAGUGAUUUACACUUCAGCUCCUAUCCCACAGGAAUGUGACAGCACCAUAACUUCAUAGCAUUAAAUUCAUUAAAGCUCACAUGAGGAGUUCUGAACUAGUUAUGAAACAGGCUGAAAUUUUCAUGGAUGUCUCUUAAGCAGAUGCAGUGGCAAACCAGACCAUCAGUGUAAUGAUGAGCUACUGUGAUAUAGGCAAAGCUUGAUGACAACUUGAAACUUCUUCCACAGAGUAGGUGUCAGGUCAGACUAAUAACAGCAGACUGUUUACAGCCUGUUUUGGCAGCACAGAUUAACAAUAAGACACACGUUUGAAUGUCAAAAGAAAGCAUUUUAAACUUGAUACUCAAUUUAAUGCCAGACUUUCACUUGUGCUAUGUCGGCUGCAGAUCCAACCAUAUAAAGACUUUUAUAUUGACUCGGAGUAAAGUCACUCACUCAUACGGUUUAAUCGCGAUAUGCGAAACUAAACAGCCGCGAUAAUGAAAUGGGAAGGUACUGUAACAAUAGUUCCACAAUUAUAAUUUAAAGACGAGUGUCAGCGUCACUUAGCAGAGGCAAGUGAAGCCGAGUACUUACCAACCUAACCCGCUUGUAGUCUUACCCACGGUGUCAAAGCCUCGGUAGCAAAAUGUACUAACAAGCUACCACAAAAGUAUUCCGAAAUCCAAAAAAACUCUCGAAAUAAGUACAUAAAUGCCAGCCUAACAAAAACGGGAACAUUAUAAGAGAGAAUGAAGAAAUUUUACAACAAAACGCAUGGCCACCCACAAUGCAUUGCGGCCACUCUAAGCACUGUUGGUCCACAAUGCAUCCCAUCCGCUCAUUAGCUUCUUAAAGUAUAUGAUCUGAUAUUUAAAAAAAAUAUCAGAUCUGAUAUUUAAAAAAAACACGAGUAUUAGAUCAUGACAACAUGUCAAAUGGAGCAGCAAACCUUCGUUCUGUUUUAAUGUGUCCCAAAAAUGCACAUACAGAGGUGUACUUGGGUACAUAAACUGUACAGUAAGCUGUCAAGGUAGAGAGCAUUAUAUUUUCGGGACAGCAAAUAUUUCGAAUCAGAGGACGACUUUUUUCAGCUUAUCUGAAUAGUCUGAAUGAAAUCAUUAAAGGCACACGCUUUUGAAUCCACCCAACGGUAAGGAAAACUUUGAUUAUUUCACCUUGUUAUGUACUUUUAGCCGCGCUCCCGUCAGGGGUGCAUUCAACGGCAGGGUUGCAUUUUACAGCAAAACACCGGAUCAAGAACAGUCGGAGACUGAGAAUGACGAAACACCUUGGCUGUAUCCUCCUAUUAAAAAGGUUUCGUCUGCAGUAUGGACGUUUUACAGCUUCACAAAACAGACGAAGCAGGUAAACCUGACAACAAUCUGCAGGUUAUGCCGUAAGGAAGUUGCAGCCCCAUUGGCUAACACUUCAAACCUACGUGCCCACCUCCGUGAACACCAUCCAGCAUCGUUCGCCCAAAUCAAGGUAAAAACAACAUGACCGCAACAAGUUUGGUCCACUCUACUGUUUAUUAUUGACAACGUUAGUGACGUUUCAUCUAACUUUAGCUCCAAAAAGCUAAUGCUCCCAACGUUGCAUUAGCUGCCUCUUGCUCAUAUUGUUUGUGUGUGUCCUGCUGUGCACAGAGGAGUGAUUUCGCAGUUUUUUGCCAUUUUUUAAUAACGUUGAAAGCAAUGCGCUGAUAUUGUGAUCAUAUCGUGAAUCGUGAUAUUUUGGGCCACCAAUAUUGUAAUAUCAAAUUUUUCAUAUCAGCACAUGCCUACUGUCAAGCUUGACAGUCAUUACCUUAUGAGUGCCAGACCUCUUUCAUGAUGCACUUGCUCUCUCCCUCAACCUUCAGACACCUUCUCCCCCCUGCUGCUCUGCCUGCUCUCCCCUCUCUCCUCCUGCUCCUCUUCCUGCUCUUCUGUCUCCUCCUCUUUCUGCUCUCCCCUCUCCGUCUCCUGCUCCUCUCCCUGCUCUCUUCUCUCCUUCUCUGGCUCCUCUCCCUGCUCUCCUCUGUUUUCCUCCUGCCUCUGAUUUGCAAAAACUUGUGAAAGAGAUCUGAGAAGUGUCAUAGCAGGUAAAAGUUUUUUAGUUUUUCCCAAAGGUUAAAGCUGGUUGACAGAAACUGUGGCCCAGUUUCUGAAAACUAAACCCAAACGGAAAACAGUGAAGUACUUUGUCAAAACUCAACAAAUCCUCUACAAAAUAAAAGGAAACACUUAAAACUAUGUUCUCUGCUCAAAACUGAUUCCUUCCUACAAAAUCAACCACAGCUAAGAGCUGCUGCAGAGCACUGAACCAUCUCUAGUGUAUAAAAGGACCCCAUCAUCUUCAAGUGUUCACAUAUGAUUUGUCUUUAUGAAGUCUUGGUACUGAAUACAUGCAAGUGUGUGGAAAUUAUCUAACUCCUCACAGGAGCUUUCAAAUCAAAUCAAAUUUGAUUUAGCGCCAAUUUGUAACAGUUGUUAUCCUAAGACACUUUCCAAAGAAAAAGAGCAGGUAUAGACCAUGCUCAUUGUUGCUUUAAGAGUUGUGUGUGUAGUUCAACCCCUUUGUUUGUUUGAAAGUGGAAAAAUAUGUACAAUUUUGCCAAAAGAGUGAUGAGUUCAAUAAAUCAGUUGAGAUUACUGACCAUUUGGAUCACCGGUAUUUGUUCAUUCAUUGUAGACAGUGAUCUCUGAAUAAGACUUAUGUACAGUGAGUCCAAGAAGUAUUUGAUCCCUUGCUGAUUUUCUUUGUUUGCCCACUAAUACAGAUGUGAUCAUUCUGCACGUUUAAUGGUAGAUGUAUUCUAACAUGGAGAGACAGAAUAUCAAGACAAAAAUCCAGAAUAUAACUUUAAAGAAUAUAUUUUAAUUAAUUUGUAUUUCAUUGAGGGAAAUAAGUAUUUGAUCCCUCUAGCCAAACACACUCAAUACUUAGUGGCAAAGCCUUUGUUAGCAAGCACAGCAGUGAGACGUUUGUUGUAGUUAACCACAAGUUUAGCACACACACCAGGGGGAAUUUUGGCCCACUCUUCUUUGCAGAUCCUCUCUAAAUCAGGAAGGUUAGUGGGCUGUCGCUUGGCAACUCUGACCUUCAGCUCCCUCCAUAGAUUCUCAAUCGGAUUGAGGUCCGGAGACUGGCUGGGCCAAUCCAUGAGCUUCAUGUGAUUUUUCUUGAGCCAAUCCUUUGUUGCCUUUGCUGUGUGUUUCGGGUUGUUAUCAUGUUGGAAGACCCAACCACGGCCCAUUUUCAGCUUCCUGGCAGAGGGGAGGAGGUUGUCCCUCAGGAUUGUACGGUACAUGGCUCCAUCCAUCUUCCCAGUGAUGCGGUGAAGUAGCCCUGUACCCUUGGCAGAGAAACACCCCCAAAACAUUAUGCUUCCACCUCCAUGCUUGACGGUGGGCACAGUGUUCUUGGGGUCAUAGGCAGCAUUUUUCUUCCUCCACACAUGGCGGGUAGAGUUGAGGCCAAAAAGUUCAAUUUUGGUCUCGUCUGACCACAGAACCUUCUCCCAAUAACUUGGUUCAUCUUUCAGGUGAUCAUUGGCAUACUUAAGGCGCGCCUCCACAUGUGCCUUCUUGAGCAGGGGUACCUUUCGGGCACUGCAGGAUGUUAAUCCAUUGUUGCGCAAAGUGUUGCCAAUUGUUUCCUUGCAAACUGUGGUCCCAGCUGCCUUCAGGUCAUUUACCAACUCCUGACGAGUGGUUGCAGGAUGAUUUCUGACCGUUCUCAGGAGCAUUGUCACCCCACGAGGUGAAAUCUUCUUUGGAGCACCGGGCCGAGGUCUGUUGAUGGUCAUGUUAUACUCUUUAAAUUUUCUAACAAUUGCACCAAUAGUUGUUACUUUCACAUCCAACACCUUGCUAAUCUUUUUGUAGCCCAUUCCAGCUUUGUGGAGGUCAACAAUCCUGACUCUGAGGUCCUGAGACAGCUCUUUGGUCUUACCCAUGUUGGAGACUUGAAAUCUGUCAGAUUGUCUGAUUCUGUGAACAGGUGUUUUUCACACAAGUGAUUAGUGAGAACAGGUGGCUUCAGUUCAGGUAACAAGCUGAUUGGGAGUGUCUAACUGGUCUGUGAAAGGCAGAACUCCUAAUGCAUACUGAGGGAUCAAAUACUUAUUUCCCUCAAUGAAAUACAAAUCAAUUAAUAUAUAUUCCUUAGAUUUUUUUCAGGAUUUUCUUUUUGAUAUUCUGUCUCUCCAUGUUAGAAUGCAUCUACCAUUAAAUGUGCAGAAUGAUCACAUCUUUAUUAGUGGGCAAACGAAGAAAAUCAGCAAGGGAUCAAAUACUUCUUGGACUCACUGUACGUCUCAAUGUUCACUUUAACCUGUUGAAUGAUUUGGCAAAUUGUGUGUAGAUAAGUUUGGUCAUGGUGCUGAAUAAACAAUUUUAAGCUAGAGAAAAAAUGCUCCCAGGAAGAGGUCAUCCAACACUAUCUCAAGCACUAUGGAUGGAGCGAUUAGAGCAGUUAUGACAGCUCUAAUCGCUUAGUUAGAUAAACACACUCAAGCAGCCGUGGCCAUCUUGUCCUUUCAGAAUGAUUAGCUAUAAUAAUCACAAAAUCUGAAUCAAUUUCUUUCAGUGUGUAUUUAUGUUAUCUCCAGAUGAACUGAUGAUAAGUUUGUGGUGAAUAAUAAACUGCCCUCUUGGCAGGAAGUACCACAUAAUGUGUGCUGGUGCCGUUCAUGUUCAGCUGCUCACUAGUGUGACAGCCUUAAACUGAUAAAAGCAUAACUCUUAUUAUUUGUAGGCCUGUUAUUGAUAGUUUCUCUGUUAAACUCAGUGGGCUAGGUAUUGGGAUUUAGAACCAAAGCGACCUAUUUGCAGGUAUGUUUUGCAGAAAAAAGGGUCAUACCCACACAUUUCAGCUACAUGGUCUCCAUGUUUUCUACCUUUCAACAGCUUUGGAUUUCGGGCAUUAUCUUACUUGUGUUUCCAGAGCUAACUCAUACCCAGCUGCCUCUCACAGGAAGCAUGUAGGCCACCAUUUCAACCAGCUGCAUGGCUGUUGUCUGUCAUGUCAAUCUCACUGGUCAAAAAGGAGAGAUUUAAACAUGAUCUUUUACCCUCUCCUUUCUUUUGAUCAGUUGAUUGCAGCGUGUCUGUCUCCAUCUUUUGGGGUCAGAUUGGUAUGUUUGGUACAUUGACAGAAUGGUGCUAAAAAGAAGGAGCUGCACCAUACAGGACUGCUUGGUGGAAAGCAAUUUUUUUGCAAACACUUCUAACUAUGAACAGUAACUGUCUCUGUUCCUGAAAAAUGCAGGUUUGUAAAGGAGCUCAUCCUACCAACCAAGAUGGAAGGCAGUUACAGAAUAGACAGAGCGUACCUGUCCCAGGAGUUCAGGCCUCUGUGGUGCUCUGUAGCCUUUUCCUGCUUGUUGUCUUCAUAUUUCAUUAGCAGGCUAGCAGCAUGUAGCAUCAGCUCCAAUUAUCCUCCCUGUCAUCGGACUGACAGUGGCUGUCUGCUGGCUUUAGCGAUUACAGCCUACAGGGGACAGGUAAUCAGGUCAUGGAUCCACUGCCACCCUGUCAGACUGCUGAGACCACAGGGAGCAGGAGGGAUGAAGAACUCACCCAUCUCUGCUCAUAAAUCUAUUUUUGUUUUUGUCUAUGUCUGCAGCUCCUUUUUUAUCAAUACUGUAUGGGUUACAUUCAGAUAUUUCUGUAUGUUAACCACCUUCUGUAACAUUCACAGGUUUACAUUAUUUGCCUAACAAUUCAUUAUAAUUUCUUUGAAUUAACACAGUAGCUAUUUCACAUGAUAUGUGUCCAACAGCCAAAUACUUAGGCCUGUCACGAUAACAAAUUUUGCUGGACGAUAAUUGUGCCAUAAAUUAUUGCCGAUAAGCGAUAUUAUUGACCCCGUUUUUUAAAUUAUAGAUAGUGAUAAUAUAUGGCAUAAUAAUGCGAGCACACCAUGUCAAAAGUGAUAAACUUUAAUUAGUCAAGAUUAAGAACUUUGAAAUAAGAUGAACAAAUAUAAUAAACAAACAAGACAACCAAAAAACAAUGAAAAUAAAAUGGACCCACAUUCUGUUUUAUCAAAAACUGCAUUCAAAUAAAAACCACAAUCACAACUACAAACAAUAGUUGGUAAGGAACAAAAACUACACCCCACACAUUACUAUUAAAACAAAUAAAGUGGACUCUCGAGUCUGUAAACAAAAUUGCACUAAAUAAUUAGCAUUGGGUGCUAUUCCUCAACAGGUAAACAAAGAACAACAUGGAAACAUAAAACUGCAGGCUAUCCAUAGGCCAUAUAUGGAAAUCUCUAGUUUGGCAUAUUUUGUGAAAGGAACACCAACAUGCUGACCUUGUUUGGUUUAAGGCAGGAUCUCGCCAGAGUUGCUAUGUUGCCAGCUAUGCUAAACAUUCUCUCAGAGCUGGUGCUUGUUGCACAAAUGCACAUGUAUUUUUGUGCCAGCUUGGCCAUCAACGGAUAUCUUCUCUGAUUGUCAUGCCACCAUAUUAAAGGAUCAGAAGAUGCUUCAAGUACAUCUUCCUGGAGGAAUUUGGUCAGCUCUGCAUCAGCCUGCACUCUUUUUGGAACUGCAGCCUGGGUCCGUCUUGUGAAGAAUGUCACUCAGCCUUUUCUUCUUUGUGGGUGCCAGAAGUUCAUCCUCAUUUCCUCCAGCGGCAGUUCUGCUGCAGGUCACACCACUGGUACCUUCUCCACCUCCCUUGGGCUCUUUUAAGUCUAGCAGCUCUUGCACAAGCUGAUGUUUGACAUCAUCCAGUUUGUCUUCCAUGGUGCCACGAUACCUUGGAUCCAAGAUGGUGGCCUUUAUUAGGAGGAUUUGAAUUGCAGGUGAGCAGUAUUUUUCAGUCAAGACCCUGCACAUGUUUUCUUAAACAUUGGCCGUCAGUUCGGUGUCAUCGCAGCUUGGAGAGAGAAGGUCGCCUUUAAUCAGUUCCAGCACAGGCUUCACUGAGGACACUGUGACAUAUUUUUCUCCUGAGAGGAUGUCAGUGAAAUCAGACAGUGGCUUCAUAGCUGCAUUGAUGGACUUCAGCACGGAAAUAUCCUGCCAGGUUGGGUUGAGGUGGCCAUGUUUCCCUCAACGAGGACACGUCUUAUGGCUGGCAGCUGUUCCAGGAACCUCUCUACCAUCUUCUGUUUAGUACCCCAACGUGUUGCAACAUCCUGGAAAAGAGUUAACAUUUGUUAUUUUUCAGAUAUCUAAAUUUUUAAACAAACAAGUUUCUUUUUCCAUUCCCGCUAUUUACCAUAUAUAUUGAGAUACACACACACACACACACACACACACACACACACACACACACACACACACACACACACACACACACACACAGUGUUCAUAUUAAAACUAUCAAUGACUUAAAUCACUCACCAGUAUGAGACUGUGUUGUGGAAGAUUGGCCUCAGUCUGUGCCUUCCUCAGGUCUCUUUUCUUAAUCCAACUCAAGUUAAAUGUGUUCACCAAACUCCUGCAGAGGCCUAUGGCACGGGCUGUCUGGUCUUUGUUGCUGUUCAGACCAUGGGACACAGCAAGAUGGAGGUUGUGCCCAAAGCAAUUAAGCCAUGUCCAGCCAAGAUUUCUUAUUGCGACCACAAUUGUCUGUAGUGAUGCAGACUAGCUUGUCAGCAUCCAGUCCCCAGUCUGCUAAAGCAGACUUAAGGUUUUCUCCCAGGAUGUCAACUGUGUGAUUCUCAGGCACAUACCUUGUCUCUAAACACUUGGAGGACAAGGUCUGGUCAGCAGUUAUGUAGUGUAUGGUUAGACUCAUGCAGGGGGUCAUGUUUGAGCUGGACCAUAUCUGUGGUGAAAAUGCAAUGUUUUUGAUGUCGUCCAGUACAUCCUUUUUCACUCUGUUAUAGAGUCCAGGAAUUGCUGUUUGUGAAGUGUAAGUUUUUCCAGGCAAUUCGUACUGUCUGUCAAAUGUUUGUAACAUUUCUCUAAGUGCUGGCUUUUCGACCGUACUGAAUGGUUGCAUUUCUUUUGCAAUGUAGUGAAUGACGCUGUCUGUCAGCGCGCACCAUUUUGCACUGUUUUCUUUAUAUUUGCUUUGCUUACCAAACGCUUCAGUAAGGGGUACCUGUUGGGACGAUGGCUCCGCAGCACCUCCGUCGGUACUUAUAUUUCUCAGUUGGGAAAAAUGGCGGGGAUGAUUGUGCUUGAGGUGUGCAUGCAUGUUCGUCGUAUUCCCCGUCUUUGUCACCACAACUUUCAAACAAAUGCAACAUAUUAGCUCGUCUGUGUUCGUGGCCUCACCUCUUUCAUUUUGUUUGAAACCGAAAUGUUCCCACACUGGGGCUGUUGCAUUGGGCCUAGACACCAAAGCUGUCGUUUCAUCAUUCAUUGCGUUUGCUCGCUUUUCACUCACAGUGCUCACUUGAAGCACUGUGUCCGUAAGUCUGUGUGUCUGUGUGCACCAGACUUUUAUCACCAAAACAACCAGCCAAAACAGAUGUUCUGAUGAGGCAAGCAAAAACUGCAGUCAGCACGCACUUCUCUGGAUGAGAGCCAACAGGUCUGCAGUCUAAACAUAUUUCAAUACAACAGACAACGAUUUUGCAUAGUGUGUAAUGCUGAAAUCUCAAGAGGGGGUGCACUUGCAAAGAGUUCCUCAUGUCAGGUUAAAUUAAUCACCUAAAAUCCAAACAUCCCAAUCACCAUUCUGAAUAUGAGAAAAAUGCGGCACAGACCAGGAAAAUACGGAUGUUGUAGCCGAAUACACAAGCAGAUAAUUUAUGCAAUUGCGAUGUCUUGAUUUUAGUGAAGUUAGUACACAGUCAUAGCCAUAAAUGCCAUGGUGCUAACAAUUGGCAUAAUAAUUUCUUUCAGUGUUUUCAGUUUUUGGCCUUGGUCUCCUUGUUUUUGGUUUGGUCAAGAAUUUAAUUUUGGUGCAUGCCUAGUUAAAACAAAUAAAAGCCCCAACCUAUAUUUAGGGAUUUGCAGCAUAAUUUAAAUUUGUAUAUAAUUAUCAAGUUAUAAAACUUGUUUUGUGUGUGCUAUCUUAGAAUGGGCCUUCUAUACAUAUAUUAGAGGCAGGUCCCCUUUCCUAGAUGCCCCCAACUUGCACUGUGCCACCUUGCACUGCCGUGUUUCUACCACAACACAGAAUGGAUAAACUAUUGUAGGGUGUGCAAGAGUAAUAAACAUUCAUAUUUCUACACACUGAACCUUGAUUUAUGUGUUUCUAGCAGCUUGGCGGACUGGCAGCUGAUGUCUCACCUUCUCCAGACUGGAGCAGUUUCUAAAAAUCAUUUUGGGUCCAACUAUUUCCAUAUUAUCACAUUAGUCUGUAAAUGUUUGCGUCAGAUAGAAGAAAAUGCCGUGUUUGUACGAUGCUCAUUUUAGAGGGCAGGUAAGUACUGUUGUGGAGGUCAAGCUUGGUAUCAUGACAGUCUCCUUUGUCAGUGAGGUUCCUCUGUGUGGCUGUGUGGAGUGUCUGUGUUCCCUCCUGGUAUUUCCUUCCCCUCCUAGUUUUCCUAAUGAUAGAAUUUUUGGGGCCUUGUGGUAAACAGAAAUAGCAACACUUCUGAAGGACAGGCUGCUCUUUUUGCACCACAUGCUAAAAAAAUUGAGGCUGCACUGCGUGUGUGUGUUUUAUUGAGAGGCUAUUUUGGGUUCUCAGCCACUGACUGACUGACUGACUUAGCUUUUUUUUAAUUAGCUUGCUUUAGCAUUGAACAUGCUAAUGCAGACUGCCACUGUGUGGACUUAGUGCAUAUCUGAUCCACUUUGGUGAGCUGAGGCGAUGCACAGCCGAAGCAGAGACAUGUAUCACACUGAGCAGAGAAGAUGAGAGCUUUAGCUGACUUCUGACUGUGAAGGUUGGUGGUUGGCUUGUUAUGUGUCCUUCUUAAUGCUAACAUGCAGACUGAUGUGAUUAUGGAACAGCACAGGCUUGUUUCACUGAAACAAAAUCUCGCUGGGUUCAAUUUUCCGAGUCACUAGAAAUGACUACAUUACGCUAGCAUGAUAUCAGAUUUGGAGAUCAUUUCUUCAAAGUUUCACUCAUAGUUUCAUGGCAUCCAAAUGCUUUAUUAAUUACAGAUGAUCUCCACACAAACAAUUGUGUGUUUGAAGAGAAAAACAAUCUGCUCUGUGUGGGAGAAGUUCGUAACCACUCUAAUUUGAUAUCCAAAGUAAUGAAACAAGACUAACACAGUCAACAUUUUUGUUGGUUGCAGAUAGAGCUUACAUUUUAGAUUUGAAUUUUUCAAUUUCGCUUUGAUCUUCAAGAAACUCAAACAUAAGUUCAUGUUCUUUUCAGAUUCUUGGAGGUAAAGAGAAAAGCACUACCUGAAAUAUCAUCUCUGUCAAAGUCUGUUAUCCUGUAACAUUAUAAAUUAACCAGGACACUUGUGGAUUAAAUCUCGAUGUGCAAAAUGAUGCUAGUUGGGGUAUUUCUUGAAAUUCUUGCAGCAGCUCCAGCAAAACCUGCAAAAAAGAGUUCUAAUAAAUUUUUAAUCACAGGCCAUCCUUUUCUGACAUAGUUUGACUGACUUGUGUCUCUUUUUAUUAAGGAUGUGAUAAAAAAAAUCUCAGUUUCUCAUCUAAUCUCAUUCAGCUGUGUUUUUUUUUAGUCUCAUAAAAAAUGUUAUGUUAUUCAGGUUUUUAAACUAUUGUGAACAUUGCAAUCAUGGUGUAAUUUUAAUAGUCAAUCACAUUAUAUCUGAUUUUUAGUCUCAUGUUUAAAACUCAGACUUUUACGAAUCUUACCAGUGUCUUGAUUCAGGAGUAAAAUGACUGCAGUAAAUUGGACUUAAUGAUCCUGACUUUGAUUCAUUAUUCAAAUUAAUGCUCAACACUAAACCUUAAUGGAAAGAAAAAGUACUUGUUUGCGGAAGAGAGUUGUUUUUCAUUCAUUAUCAUGAAUUUAUUUUUCAGAAGAACAUUGCCCCCCCUACUAUUGUUCCUCUGGAUGCUUAAGUAUGUCACGCAUAACAUGCCAACCCGAGAGCCCCCCUUAGACCCAAGUCCCUCACAAUGAUAAUCUGUCUGCGGUCAGUGGAAAACUAUGAAGCAUUUGCUGUAGCCAAAGACCUUAGUGAAGUUUCAUCCACAGGUUUGUGUAGAUUUGUUCACUCCAUUAGAGUGCUCGACUUGAGUUUGUGAUGCAAUUGCUCACCGACAGUCUGAUUAGACCUGUAUGGAUAAACUCUGAGUCUUCUUUAACAUUUUAGUUUUCAAGUGAAAAGUGGUUUACAAUAAUGGUAGGAAUUUUACCACAGUGUGCUGUAAAAGUCAAAAAGGCUUGGAUGAAAAUGAAUUACCAAAUAAAUUAGCGUUAAUGUCAGACCUGAACCACUUUGCAUUCAGAGCUCUGUGACUUAUUGAUACAAAAGACAGGACACUCAGACCCCAUGAGUCCCUCUUCAGCAGAUUAUUUAUGAAAAUAUUCAGAGCUGCAUGAUGCAGUCUUGGUUUUAAUGAUUGAGAUGAAAUGGAGGCGGUGUUGUUGAAAGGUCAGAGGAAAUUUUAAGUUUAUUUUGUCAGAAAUUUUCCUGUUGUCCUCCCCUCUCCUCUCCUGUUCUCUCCUCCUUUUGAAUAAAAAGAGGAAAUCUCUUGGACUUGGUUUCUCCCUCUUCAGGGUCAUUCAGGUAAUCAGGCCUGAGCUGUUCCUCUUAGAGCAGCCAAACCUCUGGCUGCCUCCUGUCUGACCGCCAGGCCACACACACCCACACAUUUGAUGCUAAAAAUGCCUCUGAGGAGCUCAGAAAUUACGCUCAGUAAAUACAGAAAUCAAAUAAAACAAUUCCCUAAAUAUUAGCCCAGCAAUCCACUUUCCUGCACUCCUAUAAAACUGCCUUUGUUGCUCACAGUAAAUAGGUUUCCCUGCGUCCUGCCAACUCAAACAGUACUGUUGGGUCAAUGGCGGUGUGGUUUGGCUUAAUUAAACUCAGUGUUGAUUCACAGAGACGGGGUCCAGACCAGCGUGUGGUUUGGGUCAACUCAGAGUCCCGCCUCUGCUGAUAAGUGCCAACACUUCAUUAAUGCUGCCUGUAUGUAGAUGCUCAUUCUAGGGUAAAAGACAAGGUUAUACCAGAAGCUUCCACACACUCUAUUCAAACCAUAAUUCACUGAGAGUGGAUCAUGCAUGGAAAUGUAGUUAAUGGCGAUAAAUAAAAAGAAACAAAGAUUUAUGAUGAUGAGCUUUAAUCAAGGAUUUCCCAAACAGUACUGAAUCAGAUAUUUCUACAGGGGUCUGUUUAGGUCCACAAACGGAUGAGAGCACAAUCUCUCUUGGUGUAGCCUGUCACCUGGCCUGUAUACCCCUCUCUCUGUUGGUCUUUGUCCAUACCCCCCUCUUACAUGAGGACCAGAAACUUCCUCAUUAAUCCAUUCCUUGUCACAACUUGGAGUAAAACAAAAAGGAUUUAUUUUAAAGGAACUUAAAAGCAACAAAAGACUUACUUUGAAUGUCUAACUGAAAUAUAUGCACACAGGGAAACAAGAAACGAGAGGCAGGUGAGACACUGAGGCUGUGUCUCAUUUCAGAGACUGCACCGUUGAACGGCGCAUUUCAUGCAGCGCUAACGGUGUCUCAUUUGGCUUGUAAUUCUGAGCGCGCUUCAAAUGCGGUCUCAAAACUACCCUGCCCCCGCCUCUUUUUCAAGCGUGCAUUUAUGAACGCUUUCGUGGCCUUUGUAUCCCAGAAUUCUUUGCGUGCCGCUGCACAGCUGUGCAUUUGGGUGAGAGGCCGGACUUGCUUGGAGACACAGCGCGUCUUCAAAGAAAAUACAAGAAAUCCAAAAACAUCAGACAGUCAGCUCAGACUCCAUAAGCACAUGAUCUCUGAACUCACUAAAAUCUGUAAACCAAACAUGAUAGUCUUUAGAGACGAACUGAUCCGCUCUGCUACCACAAUCAAACAAAUUAGAAAUAAGAAAGCUGACAAAACUACAGCAGAGGAUCGUUGACACAUUGAGUUUUUUUUUUUUUUUUCAAGAUUUAGAGAUUAAAGCUGUAAACUUGCGAGAAUAAAGUUAUCAAGUAAAUAAAGUCAUAAAGCUGCUUUUGUGGAGGGGGAAAUGACUGAAGCUGGUCAUCUGCAGGGUUAUCUGUGGAUGGAUCAGCAGGUCAUUCAGAGAGUUUUCAUGGUUUUUUAAGAAAAAAUCAAACUGAUGAUGAUCAACAUUUGUGAUCUAGAGGGAGUCGAGCUCCGACGAGCAACACAUCUCUGACACCGGCGGUAACCUAUACCUGCAGAGACACCAACACCUUAUUAUGACAUAUGGAUUCAUAUCAUAAAUUAAAGCUCAAUGCCAUUCAGGAAUAUUUACGGCUGCAUUGACAGAUAUAUCCUUAGCAAAUCCAUUUCUGUCUCCACAGGAGCAGCGAUUUUCUCGAAGUCCACCUGGUUUUUUUUUUUCCCUGUGGAAAAGACGUAUUUCUCAUGUAUUCUUUUUUAAGUCUUUAUACUUAUGACAAUGUGAUGCUGAUGUGCCAAAGGAUGAAGUAUCUCCUUGUUUGUGAAACCUAUACUGAAGCACAGUUCCUUUAAAUGCUUCAUGGCUAUAAUUUUAACAACUCUCCUUUGAAAUAACAGGUUACGACUUUAUUCUAAUAAAUUAAUGACUUUAUUCUCAUAAAUUCACGACUUAAAUCUCAAAGUCUAUAAAAAAAAUUCUCGAUAUGGCCCUCAUACUCCUUCAUACAAAACAAUCAUUGGAUGAAUUUUGUGGAAAUGAUCUGUGCUUAAAGAAUGGACAGUCUGCCUCCUCGCUGGGUGAAGCCACUCCGAGAACAGCACCCUCUGUUGAUGGGCUGCAGUAUAGGUCAUAAAUCCCGCCUCCGCCAGCAAAGUUUAUGGAGCUGUGGACAAACUUUAGAAAUUUAUUACACAGAACAUACAUUUUUCUCCCCCCUGCUUGUGGUGUUGACAUGUAGUUACAGUAAGACUGAUUUGGGCUGUUUUCUAUGAUUGACACCUAAUACAGCCUAUGGGCAUUCAGGGAUUGCGUAGCUCUCCCGGGGAUACGCUGUCUGAGCCAAGCAUCAUCACAGCGACUCUCAGCUACUGCGCGCCCAAAUGCACAGCGCUGGUUUCAGGAAAUGAAGAAAAAUCCCAGAAAUACCGAGGGCUAUUUGGCUUCAAAUCCGUAUACAGGCAGUAGGCGGAACCAAGUUGUCCAUAGUAUAUACAGUCUAUGGUUGUGACGCGAGUCUGAGGGCGGGGACAUUUGGUGGUUCAACCAGGAAGUCCUCCGAAGGUUAGACCUUCCCAAUUCACAAAACCGGACCAUCUCACUCAGGGUACUCAAGUCCACAUAACGGCAGUGCGCUCAGCUAAGUGCACUUGAGCGCACUCAGCCUCAUGCAGUCUCUGAGAUGAGACACAGAUGCAGACAAUUACUAAGGAGGGAAAACUGAGGAAGUAAAACAAAACUAGACUAGAAACAUGGGGAAUAAGCGACUACAAAAUAAAACAGGAAACACUGAAAACUGAUAAUAGAGAAUAAAACACUGAGAACAUGAGGGAAACAGGGUCAGACACAAACUGAAAACUCACAAGACAAGACUACCAGGGAACAGGAGCAGUAGGGAACAGAGACACUAGGGAAAAUACACUCAAAUCACAGGGAAAAACUCCAUAAACAGAACAUAUCGUGACAUUCCUUCCUGAGGUGCAUACUCAAUCUACUCUGAUGAACAAAAACUGUCACUUCAAAAGCAUGUUUCAGACUAUGGGCUCUAUUUUCGUGCCUUGCCUGAGACGUGCGGAGUAAGUCAGGUCCGUCGCGCCGACAAGGCGUUCCUGAACACAAUUUGGUAUUUUGCUGAGAGAGGGCGUGGAGUGGGUUUAACACAGCUGAGACCUGUAUUGACCUAUAACAUCAGCUCCUCUCCUAGCCUUUAAAUCCGCCACCGGCGAGGCGUAUUACUAUUUUCGUGAAGUAGUCAAAGAGAUCAAGAGAUGUCUGAAGGCAGUAAUGCCACACGAUGGCGACAGAAGGCAGCUCCUCAACAAGUGUCGCUGUAAGCGCUGCAUUGGGUGUCCUCCAGACUGUCUCAUCUGAGCACAGAUGGAUUUGGUGUGUGUAAUGUUGGACCCACUGGUAAGACAAACACCCUUUUCCACAAAUAAAGACACUCACAUAAAGUUGCAUAUAUUCAAACCUCACGUGACAAAGGUGGGUUGUGCGCACAGAUCACAUCAUAAAGUCCAAAAAUGGCAUUAAAAUUGGAACCAUCUGUGCAUAAAGGACGCAUCACGCUCUGUGGCCUGGCUCUUUCUUUCAUAGAUGUUGGCAUAAAAAAUAAAUUUGGCUCACAAAACUGAAUAUUAUAAUAUUUGAUGUAGGCUUAAAGUUAAAAACUCAUCUGGUCACUGAAACAAAUCAUCAGCCGCUGCAGCAGCAGCAGCUGCAGCAGGACAGGGAGAGGACACAGAGACAUGUCCAGGUUGAGCUGCGCGAGAAAUAAGAGGAAGAGGAGGAAAGAAAAGGAUGGAGACAAAUUAAAUAUCUUGUUAACUUCAUCAUGUGAGUUUAUUUACUAGAUAUUUAAUUUAAUUUAAUGUGGUUUCAGCUGUGUUGAUUCGGUCAGGUUGUGUGUCCAAAUGCGUGCCAAACGUGCUCAUCAGAUCAGAUAUAGAUCAGAAUAUAUCUAUAUAGAUCUAAAUGUAUGUGCUGACUCAGAUUAUUAGUUGUUGAUGAUUAUUUAUUGCACUGAAAUGUGCCUGACACUGUGGAAACCUGCUGGUGAGGCAUCAGUGACGUAUGCCCAUACGCCGCCAGUCUACCAAAAUACCACUUGACCAGCUGCGCUCCGCCUGCGCUGAAAGCUGACCAGGUUUGAAUCGGCGAGCCUUCAGUGCACUUUAUAUGCAACCGGCGAGCAUGAAAAUGUCACUGCGGCAGCUGAUUCUGUCGACACCUCCCUCUGCCACGCCACCACACCCAGCUUGGCGGACCUUGGUGCGCCUCAGUUCACCGAAAUACCAAACUGGCUGUACGCCAGGCUCCGCACAAUGAAAAUACCACUGCGCGGCAUCUGCCACCCUCCGCCGCCUCACCGGCGGACACGAAAAUAAAGCCCUAUGUAUUCAAUAUACUGAUAUAUCAUCUCAGUUCAGUUUACAUCAUUGUAAGUGGAUGAAACACUGCUUUUUAUGUAUUUCAACUUAAAAAGAGUCCAGCAUUUACCAAGUAAUCUUUGAGGUAGAGAUGGUUGUGUGUGUGUGUGUGUGUGUGUGUGUGUGUGUGUGUGUGUGUGUGUGUGUGUGUGUGUGUGUGUGUGUGUGUGUGUGUGUGUGCGCACAGAACAGUGCAGUGCAGUGCGGGCUAAGGAUGGGGGGAUAGCAGACUGUAGGCAGGACCCUCAGGAUAAAGGCCUCAGAUCUACUUACCACCUCCUCACAACAUUAAAAGGAAGAUGUAACUUUGCUGAUAGCACAGAAUUUCAAUGAGGGCUGGUGCAAACACAAAUGAAAAAGAAUUCAUUAUAAUAUCAUUUAGUAGAUCAAAAGAUGGAGCUGAUGCUACAGAUACUCACUGAUGAAGUUUGUGGAUCUGUACAGGGAGCACAGAGCAGUACAGACAGACAUAUAGUAUAUCUGAUGUUUUUCAAGGGCCAAGAUGCAGCUCUCUUUGAUUAUCUCUGGAAGCUGUGAGAUUAUAAUUCAUGGUAACUAAUUCUCAUGCAGUUUGUCCAUCUGGUCUGUCCUGUAAACACAUGUGCAAGUGUCACCUAUAGCAUGUGUCAUAUACAGUGACAAUGUAAACAUUAUUGUGAAGUUGUGAGCCGGGCUUUAAUGCUGAAGGAAGUGCUUUUGUGGUGAUUCAGGGUGGUUAUAAACAGACAGUUAUUGGCAUUAUGUAUUUCUUCAAUAGACCUUUAAGGUUUUCUUUAGGGUGCUGCAAUGUAAAGGAAGACAGGGAGCAGAAUGGUUGUUGUUUUGCUGAGCCAAAUUUUUUAACCCCUGAAUGAAAAGAGCCUGAAUUUCCAUCACUUGCAGCAUUUACACUGAGGCUGCUUACCUGAGAGAGAAGACAGAUCCAAAGCUGCUCUCAUAUUGUUAGAUGAGUCACAGACAACUUGAUUAGGAUCAUACAGUCUUAUGUAGAUUAUCUGACUUCCAACAGGUUUUAAUGUAAACUUGAACAUUGAUACUGCUUGUUAAAUUUCAGUGAUUCCUCCACUGUGGAAAACACCACCAUCUCCUUAUCCAGAUACUGUGUAACAACAAAGCAUUUGGGUCAGUCACUUUCAGUGUUGUAUUUUGCUGUACAAGCAAAGAUUUUGUCAACUCCAAGGUGUUAGCUGACACCAGCAUGAGCUGCACUGCUGAAGAGAGCAGUAGCCUGUUUCCUUGUUUCACAGGAGUCCUUCUGGUGUAGAAUUAAUAUUUUGCAUGAUCUGAAUUCACUGAUUCUUCUUUUUAAUUUGACUAAAAUGUUCUUGAACAUGGUCUAAAUAAUCUGAGAUUCUGUUAAGCUUGUAUCAGUCUGGGGUCAGGAUAGCAUAAAAGAUGCUCAAUGUGCCUGAAAUAGGGGCUUUUGCUAGUGUAGUGCCUCCAGAUGUCAGACUGUUUUGGUGUCUGUUACAUGGAUUUGUUUGGAAAUUUAGUAUUUUGUUGGCCCAGCAGAGCUUUGGCCUGCUGUGCUUGCUAUAAAUAUUAUACCGUGCAUGCUCAUUGUUGCAUUUGUGAAUCAAGAAAUUACCCAAGAUGUUGUUAUUAAGCUAAAGCACAAAAUGAUUUCACAGUAAUUCCACAGCUGAAACUUGCUUUACAGGCUAACAUGACAAUGGUUGAGAGCAGAAAUGGACAUAUUGUGUUGGAAAUGAAAGUUCAUCUGAAGGCCAAUUAGUGUUUAGUGUUUUUUUGAUAGAAACAGAGUCAGAGCACAGAGCUGUAUUUUACAGAGCAGCUUGAUUUUCAAUCUGUGUUACAGGCAUGACAUCAGUGUCUGUGUCGAGACAGGAAAAUCUUAUCCCACUGCCACUGUCAUAAAAGCAACACAAUAAUGAAAUGACAUCACAGUGGGGUGGCAGUAAUUAAAUCAGCAGACUGCUGUCGUGGACUUUUACAAGGCAGGAGGAUUGUGGGUAACAGUGCAGCACUCUGGAGAACGGGGUGUCAGUGAAGGCAGCACAGAGGCAAAGAGUCUGAAAAAGAAUCCUGCUUUUUCACUGCAGUGCAGUUUUACUUUCUUUUCAUCUGUUUUUAACAGACUUAACCAAGCUGAUAAUUUAGAUCAAACAACAUCAUGCUUUUUACCCUUAUCACGAUUAAACAAAUAAUUAUAAUAAUACAUUUUAUUUCUAAAGCGCUUUUCUAGAACACAAAGACGCUGUACAUGAGUAAAAGCAAGAGUAGGCCUGUCACGAUAACAAAUUUUGCUGGACGAUAAUUGUGCUACAAAUUAUCGCCAAUAAACGAUAUUAUUGACACCAUUUUUUAAAUUAUAGAUAAUGAUAUUAUAUGGCAUAAUAAUGCGAGUACACCAUGUCAAAAGUGAUAAACUUUAAUUUCCACACGAGAACAACACUGGUUGUUUUCGUUGACUAAAAUAUUUCCCUUUUCUCCCACGAUGAAGACGUAACGUUGACGAGCUAAACAUAAGUCGGAGAUGACUAAAAUGUGACGAGACGAAAGUGCGUUUACGUUGAUGGGACGAGACGAAAAUGACGAACAGAGUUGCAAAACUCAGUCAGUUAAACGCUAAACAUAUAGGAGCAGCUUCAGUCCGCUCUGACAGCUCUCAUCAGCCUGCUGUGCUCCUCCAACACACAGACACACACGCGCGCACACACACACACGUGGAGUUUUGUGUUUGACGAAAACAAAACUGGUUUAAAGCCGAAAUAUUCCCACACUUGGGCUGUUGCGUUCGGUUUAGACACCAAAGCUGUCAUGUUCAUUCUGUUAGCUUGCUUUUCACUCACGACGCUCACUUGCAGCACUGUAUCCAAAAGUCUGUGUCUGUGUGCCUGUGCGCGCCUACGUGUACCUGCGCGCGCGCCCCCCCGUGACAAAGAUACUGAAUGACUGACAGGAGGGUUCACUAACUCCGUUCAUUCCGCUAUAGAGCCAACGCCCCCAGGUGCCGAGAAAAAUGCGCAGAGUGAGACCUCUUCUCUCAUCCAGCGUGUUUGGUAGCGAGAGAGGAGAAAAACAAACGCACGUCAAUUAUCGAGGCUGGCAAAGUUAUCGACCUCGUUUUUAUUUAUCGAGCAAUAAGGCGAUUUAUUGAUUAUCGCGACAGGCCUAAGCAAGAGCAAUAAAACAUACAUCAAUAUACAAUAAUGGGGGGGGGGGGGGGGGGUAUGGAGGAUGAAAGGCAGUGCAGGCAAGGUGGGUUUUGAGAUGGGUCUUGAAUCUGGUCAGGUUGGCGCAGUUUCUGAGGUCCAGUGGGAGUGAGUUCCAGAGGGUGGGGGAGGCGACUGAGAAGGUUCUGUCCCCCCAGUUUCAGUGUUUGGUCGAGGGAACUGUGAGGAGGUUGGCAUUGGCGGAGCGGAGGGUGUGUAUGUGUGUGUGGGGGGGUGUAGGGGUGGAGAAGAUCUUGCAGGUAGGGGAGGGGCCUGGUUGUGGAGUGGUUUGUGGGUGAGAAGGAGGAUUUUGUACUGAAUGCGAUGAGGGAUGGGGAGCCAGUGAAGGUUCUGGAGGAUGGGGGUGAUGUGUUGGUGGGAGCGUGUAUGGGUGAGGAGGCGGGUGGCAGAGUUCUGGAUGAGCUGAAGUUUAUUGAGGAGAGUGGAGGUAGUGCCGUGGAGGAGACUGUAAUCUAGACAGGAUGAGAUGAAUGCAUGUAUGAGGGUUUCAGCUGCAGGGUAGGAGGCGGGCAAUGUUUUUGAGGUGGUAGUAGGCUGUUUUGGUGAUUUGCUUGACGUGCUGGGUGAAGGAGAGGUUGCUGUCAAAGAGAAUACCAAGGUUGCGACAGUAGGGGGAGGGGGAGAGGGUGGAGUUGUCAAUGGAGAGCUGAAAGUCUGUGACUGUAGAGGUGAGGGAGUUUGGGCCGAUGAUGAGGAGAUCGGUUUUGUCGUAAUUGAGCUUGAGAAGGUUGCUGUCCAUCCAGUGUUUGACAUCAGUGAGGCAGUUUGAGAGGGAGCGUUGGGUCUGGGGGGUGAUGGAGGUGGAAGAGAUGUACAAUUGAAUGUCAUCAGCUUAGCAGUAGAAGUGGAGAUCGUGUUGACGGAGGAUGUGGCCAAGAGGGAGGAGGUAAAUGAUGAAGAGGAGGGGACCAAGCACCGAACCCUGGGGGACACCUUGGGACAAAGGGGCAGUUGAGAAAUAGGUGAGAAGCGGGAGAGUGCUGAUGGGAUGAGGGGAGGAGCUGGGAAUGGAAGGUGGGGGAAGGGAGUUGUAGAUUGUGUUGAUUUUGGAUUGAAAAGAAGAGAGGAAUGAGUUGCACUUUUCCGGGGUGAAGUUGAUGGAGACACUGUCUAUGGGGUGGAGCAGUUUUUUGACUGUGGAGAAAAGAGCCUUUUGGUUACUGGAGCCAGAGUGGAUGAGGUUGGAGUAAUAGGAAGAACGGGUGGAGGUGAGGGCUGUUCUGUACAGGUGGAGAUGGUCGGUGUAGGCUUGGAGAUGAACGGUGAGGUCGGUUUUGCGGUAGAGACGUUCCAGUUGGCAUUUGUGUGAUUUCAUUUUUGAACAAAAAGUGCAUAAAAAUCUGGUGAGGUGCUACAAGGUUACAUCACUCAUUUGCUUGAUGGACUAAAAAAAUCUCCACACAGCACACUAUGAUGUGUGGGGAUGCACAAAAUUGGUUUUCUCAAAUCUCAUUUUUGCUGGUAUUAAUAAUGAUUUAUACAUACCUACAUAAAUUAUUUUCCUGUAACAAAAUUGAGCUGCAAAAGUUAGUUUGUUUUCGACCCAGGCAAACUACAUUUGAUUCUAUGACACAUGACCUUUUUUAAUAAUUGAAAAAUAUAAUAUAAUUCAAUUUAAUUUAAUUUUCCUUUGAGGAUAAAUGAAGUUAUUCUUAUUCUUAUACAUCCAGAAAUGCAUCUGCUAAUCACAUACACUUAAUUGAUGCAUCACCUCUAUAGCACAUAAUUACACUCGCAGAAACUGUCAUAUCUACAAAUACCAAUAAGUAACUUUUCAAAUGAUCAUCUGCCAAUACAGAUAUUAUGCAGAAGAAAAUCAUGCAUCCCUAUUAAUGAGUAAGUGAAGGCAAAGAGGAGCAGCAUCACAACCUCAGGUCCUUGGGCCAGAUAUCUGCAGCAACGCUGGAUACAGUUCAGCACUUCACCUUAUCCUCCAAACUCCCAAAGACAGACUGAAAUGAUUGAUCAGUGAUAUGAAUACUGCUGGUCAUGAAGACUCCAGAAAAUUUAACAUUUUACAGAAAUGAAAUGCCAAUCCAUCCUGAGUUUUUUCUCCAAAGUGUCAUUAUCUGCACUGUUUGCAAAAUUUGAAAGUGAAAUCCAGGGUUAUGUCACAGCAGUUGAGUACUGUACCACUUCCUCUGACUUUGGAUCGAACAAAACAGUGGAGCCUUUCCUCUAGAAUGCACUAAAUUUAAAUUAAGAUCCCUGCUUUAUGUCCUUGUUUGAGCAAAGAUUUCAAUGUUAAAGGGUUUGUAGUAAACCAGAUGAAAUGAAGCUGUGUUGAUUCAAUUUUUAAAUGAAAAAAACCUUUAUUUAGGUGGUGUCUUUGGGCUCUAUUUGCGUGCCCACCUGCAGUAUUUUCGUAGACUGAGGUGCGCCAACCUGGGCAUGGUGGCGCGGUAGGGGGGACAAAAUCAGCUGGCGCAGUGACAUUUUCGUGCCCGCCAGCAGCGUGUGAAGUGCGCUGAAAGCUCGCCAAUUAAAACCUGGUCAGCUUUCAGUGCAGGCAGAGCGCAGCUGGUCUAGUGGUAUUUUAGUAGACCGAAGGCGUAUUGCGCAUAUGUCACUGAUGCCUCACAGGCAGUUUCCACAGUGUCAGGCACAUUUCUGUGCUUAUUUGAGAGAGUAUGAAGGACGCCUUCUGCAGCGCUGACCGCAACACUUGUUGAGGGGCUGCUUUUUGUUGCCAUCGUGUGGCAUUGCUGUCCGGUAUAGAGCGGCCUGUUCCGCUCACCAAAAUACCAAAUUGUGCUUGGGCAUGCCCCAUCGGCACGGUGCCACGCAGCCGGCAAGGCACAAAAACAGAGCCCUUUGUCCUGCCAUCAGGGCACAUGCCCAAUAUUCUAAGUAUAAACAACAAUUUCCCUUCAAAAGUGGAGAUAAUGAUGUCAGUGUUGGACAAAACCUUCGUUCCACUGUCCCCAUGAACACAGAGUUCUUCAUAACCUUGCCCACUGAGGUGUUUCCCAAACCUCUAUUUCUGUGACCUUAAACUCUGUUUGCAUGGGGGACAAAAGACUGAGUAAAACCUGACAUUUUCAAACAAUUACUUGUACAUGAGGCAAAAUGUUGCACAAUAAAUUCUUGUCAUGAAUAACCAUCAUCUAAAUAUUGAUCAAAAUAACCAUGGUAACCACUGUGGUGUUACCUGUGCAGCCUUCAAUAAGGCUGUCUGAUAUUCUCGCCCUUCUGCCUUACAUCAAAUAGCUCUGCUGCUCUGCUUUAAUUAUUACAUUUGGGGUGAAAAACUCAUUAGUUCGGUGACCUGCAGGGCAGCAGAGGCCAGCAUCGAUACUCAGGCUGCGAGAGACCAGAGGCUGUGGGUGAUAAAUUGAUCAAAGUCAGUGGUCCUGCCGUGCCCAAAAGCUAACGACAGCAGCACUUAGUUUCAUUGCUUCUGUCUGAAAAGGGGGGACAGAGAAAACACAGAAAGAAGACUUUCAAUUAAGAGAGUUGUACCAAGAAGGAAGUUUUAAGGAAAGAAUGAGGUCUGUUGAGUUUUAUAGUGUCAUGAGGAUAGGGCUGUUAAACUGACUACAUCACAAUGCUAAUUUAUCAAAAUAAACCCAGUCAGGGUCAGAUUAUGUCCCGGGUUUCAUCUUAAAAUAGGCUGAAAAGCAGUAAUUAUUACCUGAUAAGUUCAGGCUCUCAGAGGUUAUAGAAGCGUUUGGGAUGGAUUUGUUGUAUUGAUAAAGCCACAAACCCAAACUGUGCAGCUACAGUAGCACAGACAGUAUGUAUCACCUCACAGAGCCUCAGCAUAUAGUCAGGGAUUAUUAUAAUCUCAUUUCUCCCCCCAGUCUCUCUUCUUUGUUUCUUUUCACCUGUUUGUGUCAGGUAAAAUUAACACUUUGAAGUCAGGCAGACCAACCACACAGUUAAAAAACAAUCACUGCAUUUGAGGACACUAUUUUAUAUUUCUCAGCUUUAUCCUACCAUGCUAAGUCAUUGAAAUCGUAGUUACACAUUAGGGACUUGGGCCUGGUUCAGAGUACACUUGUACACAAAGGUCCAUCUCAUUUGUUCAGUGUGAGCACAGCCACUCCAGAUUUGGGCUCAGUCUUGAGUCCCCUCUCAGAGGUUACCUCAAGAAUGGUCUCCUGGGAGAUAUGACCAAAAGUAUGUUUAAACAAGGAGUUUCGCUGCUAAAUUUUGUCACCAAACUAUUCACCUCUAACCUCUAACACGCUGCAGUUCUGUCAUCAUUACACCCAGGAAGGCGUAACAUUGGUGUCUAAGUGUGUCAUUACACACUGGGACACCUUGUUGCAGCAGCGUGAGAAGCAUGGCUUGUCAACACAGUGCAGAAGCUCCACAUGUACACACAUACAGAUGUGUACAGUGUUGUUUUGCACUGCUGCCUCUGACACUACAUUGCCACCAUCUUCCCUACAUCCUACCUUUGGUACUACCUCAGACAGAGCAUGAGAGGUUAAACAGGCUGUAAGAGGGGUGCAUAUAUCCCACCUUGAAAUGGCUGUAUGUAAGCACCUUAUGUCUCUUCAGAAAGCUUUAUGGUAAAUGUUGAGGUAGUAAGAUCAGUAACAGGGUCAUUAAGUAUUCAAAAGUCAAAGCAGCAAGACGGACUCCAUUGUCCACACUAAACAUGAACAAAUGUUAACCAGUUAGUAGUAGUGGCAAAGCAGCAACCAUGGUGAGCAGUGGUUGUGGCUGCUGCUUCAGGUCUGCAUACUUGCCACCUAUUGGACAGUGUGCCUUGAAGGAUGUAUUAGUGUGAAAACAGAGCAGCAGGGGGUAGGGGAAGGGGGAGAAAUUGUGAUCAAGCCUCAUAUGAAAACACUCAAGGCUAGUUUUGCAGUGAAAGAAUCUGUAUUAGAUUAAAUUAACUAUUUAUCAUGGAUUCUAUAUGACCAAAUGUUGUAUUUGUGGUUGUGUUUUUCACUGAGUGGCAGCAUCAGGUGUAGUUACAGUCCAGUCCUUCCAGCAGGGGGUAGGGGAAGGGGGAGAAAUUGUGAUCAAGCCUCAUAUGAAAACACUCAAGGCUAGUUUUGCAGUGAAAGAAUCUGUAUUAGAUUAAAUUAACUAUUUAUCAUGGAUUCUAUAUGACCAAAUGUUGUAUUUGUGGUUGUGUUUUUCACUGAGUGGCAGCAUCAGGUGUAGUUACAGUCCAGUCCUUCCAGCAGGUAUUUGUCUGCUUUGCUGUUGUUUUCAUUGUUUCUCGUACGAUGGAUAGCUCUGUUACAGGAUGCUUUGCCACUUAGUUUGAAUAGAGGUGUCAGUACACAUGCUCUAUAAUACAAGUUGGACUUAAUAGAUAUACUCAGCGCACGGCAGUAGUUUUAGACUGCAGUAAAAUCAUUCACAUAAUAGAUGGUGGUAAAUCACAUCUUUACUUUGAGGACAUAAUCCCAUUGAAAGAACAUUUUAGGCUUUAUUGAGUCCAGGGUUUUUGUCACCAUAAGGACAUAAAAAUAUGAGUUGCCGCAGCUGCUGGUUGUGACUUGUGUCUUCUCUUCUGCAUUUUCCAAGAGUUUCAUUGUACCAGAGCAUCAUUUGCAUUAGAAAAUGCAAAUGUCAUCAAUAUUUCUUUGAAGAUGCUGCAUCUCUGUUAGGUUUUUACAUAAAUUGUCAUUCCCUUUUCCUACAUCAAAGAAAACCACAUAAUCACAGCAGGGUAUAAGAGGAGGGAUGGCACAUUAGAGAGACUCUCUAAACAAGGAAGUGUUAAACACUUGAGCCAGUAAACAAGCCUGAGCUCACACCAUCUCCCUGGGGGAGCAGGUCCACCACACAGCCUGACUGUUUGCCAUGUAUAAGUUCCCUAAAGAACUUUUGUAAAACUCUACUUAUGAGAACUUCAAAGGAGGUCCAGGCUUGCUUUGAGCUAAAGAGCCCCUCUCUUUCCUCCUGCUGAUGGAGACGAUGCAAAUCAGCUGCUGGAGGUAGAAGGACUAGAUUGAGCAAAAGAAGUGAAGGAGAGCAGAGCAAGGAGACGAGCAAAGCUGCAGGCAAGAUGGAGACAUGAAUAAGGGAUGUGAUCUGUGUCAUCAGUGAAUGGUACAUUUGCAAAUAAUAAUCAAACAGAAACUCUUUCAUCCUUUUUCACAUGGCUAUGAAUCUUUCUGUGGCUGUUUCAUCCCUGAAAACCAGCCUCAGUUUAUAAUCUACCAAACCAAACAGACCACAGGUCAGGGCAAUAUAUCAGGGGUUACCUGGUGGUGCAUGCUGGGUAGCAUCAGCUUGAAGUCUCAUUGAUUCGCAGUUAGAGCGGCUGGAGCAGAGGUCACGGUGAGGUCAGCACAAUUAGAGAUGAAGCCAAGGUCUUUAAUGAGGCAGAGGGAUGAAAGGGUUGCCAAUUAAUGGGCACUGCUUUGUACUGAAAACAACCUGGUGCUGUUCAGAUGCGGCAUGAUUAACCUUCUGCAGUUGUGACUUUGUUUAUUCUGUGUAUGAGAAGAUAUGAAAGGGAAGAGGGAGGCUGUUAAUUAGUGCUCACUAUGAUGGAGUCUUUCACAUCUUGUUGACCUCGUUUACUGGGGUUCAUCAGGGUCAGCGGGCUGUAAUUGGAUGGGCCCUCAAUAGGUCCUGCAAACUAGGGGCUAAAACAUGAAAUACAGGGAUGCAACGGUAUGAUAACAUUCAUCAGAGUUGAUUUACGUUUUAAAAUUGUAAGUAAGUGGCAAAUUAAAGCUUCACGUCUCAAUUAACUCAGGCUUUCACAAUGAUGUGGUUUGAUGUGUGUAAAGCGGGUCAUAAAUAAAUUGGACACUAAGUGGGGAGAAUAAUGUAAAUUUUGAGCGUUAUAGAGCCCACCAUUAGUAUUUUAGUCCAAGUCUUCAUUAGCAAUUGUAUCUUUAUUAACAAACACUUACUUUCAGUAAUCAAUAAUCAGCCAUCAUAUCGGCAAGCCACUCAGGUAUCGUCUGAGUGGAAAACACUGGGUGAAGCCUUGUCUGCAAAAUCAGCAACAUAAAGACACCAAACCAAGGGAGUACGAGAAAAAUUUAGUCCUCUGCUGUUUCAUACAGAAAGAAAUUUUCAUUAAGCCCCUGUAACUACAUGUUAGAGGAAAAACCUUGUUCUACCUUUAAUAGAUAAUGUGCAAAUAUUAGAACACAAUUAAAUGAACCAUCAGAAAUACAAAGGACAAAAUGUAUCAUUAAUUAUUCUCCAACAGUAGUUGUUCACUUAAAGCAUUGAAAAGUUCUCAAUGUACAGCUUCAUCAAAACUCCUUCAAAAUAACAACAAGUGACAUUCAGCUAUUGUAAAGGCACAAUAGGUAGAAAAUACUGUGCAAAGCACCCUUAAAAAAGAGCAUUUCACACCCUUACAAAGCAUGGUCACACUGCUAAAGAGCAUCAGAAAUUGGAUUUCAUGGAUGAGAUAAAGAAAGAGGUGUUUUGCAGUGAGGUUCGCCCCGGGGGGCUUAGCACUUACUGUUGAAGAAACAUCUGAGGGGGGAUACUUAAAACUCAGAGAGGGGUCCUGAGAGGGUCAGAGCAAACGUGGAUAACUACAGAGACCCAUUUUAUUGUGCUACAACAUUUCAGAUAUUCAGAAGGUAAUAAAAAAUAGUCUCUGUUUAACAGUUAUCUGAAAAGAGCAUGGUUAAAAUUUAGUUCAACAGUUAUUGUUUUACAAGCUGAGGACCUGCGAUAAAUGAAGUCACUCUAUACAGCUCAGCCUUGUUGAUGUUGGUGUGAGUGCUGUCUGCUGCAGCCUGUUGGCUCAGCCUCUAGGUUUUAUUGAUUUCUCCUUCAGCCGGAUAGGGUUUCUGCCAUAGUAACAUAUUACAUCUGCAUUGAUCAGUACUACUUGUCUGGGAAGCACAUGUAAGAGAUGUAGGACAAGCGCCAUUGUUGCUCUACAGACCCAGCAGCAUGAGACAUAGAUUUACUGUCACAGAAUAGAAAAACCAUUUAUCACCACAGAGGGAUUUACCUGUGAUGAAUAAGAAAUACUCCAGUGUUUAAUUACUUUUUGUUUGAGUAGAAAUUUAAACUCAGACAAAGAAAAGAAAAUACUCAGAAAAAGUCAUUCAGCAUUGCUCAACACAGAUCACAGCACCUGCAGAUAAAAGGUUGUUAAACUGGUUUGUUUAGUGUGACUGUAUUUAUCAGACCCAAUACCGGCAGCACCACAAGAUGUCAUCUGAGCCUAGGCUAGAGGAUGGUAGCUGCACUACAAAUUAUACACAGAAUACCACUGACAUUUGGGUAUCAAAAAAGAAAUAGACAUAAAUUAAUUGAGUAAUAAGAAUAAAUAAAUAAAUUACAAAUUGAAUCAGCUAAUGCCAUAAGUAAGAGUAACAACAUGUCAUUGCAUCCCUAUAAUGUGUGUGUACUUGUAUUGAUUUAAAUUAACAGACCAGGAUAAUGAAACAGGCUAGACAUUUCAAAAUGUUUUUUUUUUCCUUUUUUUUGUCAAAGGUAACCCUGAAAUAAAUGCAAAUGUCUCAUGUAAGUGUGUGCAUAAAUGGCUGUUUGUCUCUAUAUGUAAAUGCCAUAGACUGUAUAUAGAGUGGACAUCCUCUGUCUCCUCGCUGGGUGAAGCCACUCUGAGAACAGCACCCCCCAUGACAAGUUGCAGUAUAGGUCAUAAAUCCCGCCUCCACCAGCAAAGCUUAUGGAGCUGUGGACAAACUUUAGAAAUUAAUUACACAGAAUAUACAUUUUUCUUACCCUUGGUUGUGAUGUUGACAUGUAGUUACUGUAAGAAUGGUUUGUGCUCAAGUCCUCUUUUUUCUGUGCAGCUCCAUUUUUAAAAGUUAUUAGGGGGUUCAUGUUUGCUAUGAUUGACACCUGAUACAGCCUAUGGGCGUAUGAAGAUUGUAUAGAUCAUCCGGGGGAUACACUGUUUGAGCCAAGCGUCAUCACAGGGGCUUUUGUGCACACUGUUUGCACUGUUUAAUUAUUUAUUUCCAUGCACUGGUUGGGUGGGGGCAACCUUGAGCUUACACAAGGCCUGACGGCCUACAGUUGAACAGGGUUAAAGGACUGCAUGCAGUCUCUCAAACCAACAGCCAUGAUAUCCAAGUAAUGGCUCUUCAAUGGUCAACAAAAAAGGCAGCAACUAUAAUUUUAGGCUUUAAGUGUAUUUCUAAUCUGAUGCUCUUGAAUAGUUUCUCAAAGGGUUUGAUCAAAUAUUUCAUUAAUUUGUUCUGCAUUUAUCUGCCUUGGGGUACAUUUAAGUAACUGGCACUCAAUGAUAUUGUCUUUCAGCAGAUAUAAAGGUCAGUUAAAUCUUUAAGUAAUCACCAAUACAUUUCCACUGGUGCAUGACAAAUGUAUCCGUCCCAUCUCCUAUCCGGGUGAAUGGGGUCUGCCGUGGGGGUUUUGGUGGCUCAGCUCUGGGAUCCACUUGCUGCAGUAAUCCAGGGGGGUUAGGAUAAAGCUGGGCUUCGCUUCGCUCUGUGCCUCGCUCGCUGCCUCCUCCCAGAUCAGAUGAGAUUAGGAAAGAGCUAAGGAGCUCUGAGGGAAGGCAGGGCUCAGAAACACUGAGGCUGAGCAGAGGAGGGACAUUGCCAGGCAGGUGGGAGCUCCUGCAGGAAAGCAGAGGUGAGUUCAUCCAGGACUAGAGGGCUAAAUAUUCAAUUUGGUGUUUCUUGGGGAGAGAGCUUGGAGCCAGCUGGUGAAGGUGUGUGAUGGAGUGAAUACUCUCAGUCUAGUUCUCUGUUUUUCUGAGUCAGUGUGCUUUUGAGCCUCAGUGUGUGUGUGCUCAUUGCAAAUCCUGUGGUGCUUUUUAGAAGACCCCUAGAGCCAAAAGGACUUUGGAGGAACUUUGAAGAACAGAAGUGCUGUGCUGUGUCAUGGAAAAAUGCUGCUUUGCUCCCUGGGAGCUGUGUAUCUGUGUCUUUUAGCAAACACAGUUGGAAAUGUUCCUUAAUCAAAUAGCUUUGAGAGAUAAUGUCCUUGUUUCUUGAAUUACAAGUCCUGUCUGAGGAUCUUUCAACUUUGGAGCCAUGCUACAUACCUAAGUGGUGUAGCUGCUUGUGAUAGAGUGAAUAGAAGCCGUGAAAUGGAAGUAGCAGUGACAAAGACGGUGGUGAAGUAGGGCUGUGAUGCCAAAUUGAGGAGAAAAUUGUGGGAUGUAAGUAUGAAAAGAUAGCCUGCAGGGGUCUCGUUGCAAGAUCAAUCAAGCAGGUCUUUCCAAGCUAAAACUGGAAACACUGUUACAGUGUUUGGCAGAGUAGUCUGUGUGUGCAGGAGCUUUUAUAACAGAGUUUUCUCCUGCAGUCAGCUACUUUGUUCACUUGUGAAGGAAAAUGUGUCAGUUCAGAUACUGGCUCAGGGACUUCUUGAUAUUAUUUUUGCAGGAAAUGACCUUUUGUUAAGUCAUGCUUUUUUAACCUACACCUCAUGAUUUUUACAACUGUGUGAAAAAUUUGAUGCUGACUUUCUACUGUGACACACUUUGAUGUCUUAUUAGCAUUAGGCCUGAGGUGACUGUGUGUUCAUUCUUUUGCAGAAAGCCAUCCUGCACUAAUGCUGGACUAACAGAUCUGAAAGUGGAGGAAUGUGUUAAGGACUGCCUGCUGUGAACUCUUGACUUUGCUGAGCCCACUGAUAUUCUUCUUCUUUGGCUGUGAGAGGAGGUGUUAACAAUGGGGAGGAAAAAGAUCCAGAUCACCCGGAUCAUGGAUGAAAGGAACCGACAGGUCAGUAUCUUCCUCCAACAUCUUUUUACGUCUGAGGUGUUGUGGUUAAUCAUUUUUCAUUUACCCUUAAAGAACGCCAACUUAAUCCAUUGCUUUGCUGUUGAAGGUGAUCAAUGCUGUCAAAAGUUGAGGACCAUGAUCUUGUGGUUAUUUUAAAAUGUGCUAUAGAAAUAAAGUUGAUUGAUUGAUUGAUUGAUUAAUGUUCAGGGUCAGUGAAGUCUGAUACCUAAUGUGGGGACCACAUGACCUCCAGAGGAGUUCUGUAUCAUUUUUUUUUCUUUUUCUUGAAGUGAUCUUAGAAGCUCUUAUUGUCCCUCUCUCCUUUUUAAAGCAGUUUCUCUGUCUUCUUCAUUACUUCCUUUUUUAAACUAACUUUACUUUUUUCCAUGUAUAUAUAUGACAUACAACAAACAAGGUUUAUCAAGUACACAUACACAAACAAGGUCAAAGAAAGAGGAAAAAUAAGGAAAAAUAGAGGCAGGAACUUUAAUAUCAGUGCGUGAGUUCAUGUUCAAGUGCAGUAAAUGUUUCAGUAUUUACUGUCCAUCUGUCCGUGUUCUGUCCGGAUAGAUAGAUAGAUAGAUAGAUAGAUAGAUAGAUAGAUAGAUAGAUAGAUAGAUAGAUUAGAUAGAUAGAUAGAUAGAUAGAUAGAUAGAUAGAUAGAUAGAUAGAUAGAUAGAUAGAUAGAUAGAUAGAUAGAUAGAUAGAUAGAUGAUGGAUGGAUGGAUGAUCAGAUAGACAGAUAUUGAUAAGAAUGGUAAUUUUAUUUGUAUCAUUAUUAUUAUUGUUAUUAUUAUAAGAACAUUAUAAGGUAUUCUAUGUAAUCUUAAAGGACAAAGUCACUGAAUUAAUAGCACGACUUUUUCCUAUGCUUUGCAUGCCUAUAGUGUGUUUGAGACUAUAUUGUGUCCAUAAGGCUGAAUGGUAUUACUUUGAAGAUGUAUUCCUACUUAAAAGUCAUUAGCCAUGUAAUUGACAUUGGCCAGAAAGAAGUGUAUUAUUGAUCAGUGAGAAUAAACUGUGCAGAGGUUUGAGGAAUAUUUGGAAAAAACAACACUGAAAGGUUUCAUCACUUGGAGAAGGGAUUCCUCAAGGAGCCGUCCUCAGCCCCCUGUGUUUUCAGUCUAAAGAACUCCAAAGAUUCCUCUGAGUUGUGUUACUUUUGUGAGUGCAGUGGUCACAGCUGGUGGCAAGGGCAGUAAUUUGGGGUUAGCUGAGUCCGGUCAGCACCCUGUCAUUAGCAGGGUGGGUCAGUGUUUGGGACACACAGUGGCCUUCUCUCCUCACUGUCUCCUUGUGCAGCCACACCGCUGCCCACUGGAAUCCCUCUCUGUCUGUCUCCUCUAUAUAUAUCACCCCCAACAGCACAACAAAUACCAGCCUGUCUGGAAGGAAGGCUUGGGCUUUGGAAAUAGGGAUGUGGCUGGAAAAUAAAUAUCUUGGAUGAUCUUUAUAUUUAAUGUUUGGUUGUCUUGGCCAGAGCAUUUUUAGAUAGACACAGCUUUUGCUGUUGGGCUUGCAUCACUGGAGCCUGCUGUAUAUUUAGGCUCUUGUGCUCUAUUUUUGGAAAUUGGCUUGUAUUCUCCUUUUAACUGUCAAGUUGUAUUAGCUUGUUUCUCUUUUUCGGUAUCACAUUAAACACUGUAUGCCGAAUAUAAAAUGUUGACAUGUGAAGUAAAGGAAAUUAAAACCAUUUCUUUUCUGUAUUUUCAUAAACAUUGAUUUGUCAGACCAGGUGAAAAGGGUUAUUAUGAAACCUUUGUGGACUGGUCUUUUCAAGGAAAGAAACCAAUUUGGAUUGUCAUUGAAACCAUAAUAAGUAAAACUGGGAUAUCUCUGUCACUACCACCAUACAAUCUUGUUAAAGGUGCAACUUUUAUUUGGUAACAUCUCCUGCUCAAUAUGUUUGGCUUGGUUAAACAUAAACUUGAUGGCCCUUCUCAUAAAAACCUUCACCAAUCAUCUUAGUGAGAACAUAUUGCGCUUUACAUGUUUUCUAAAACAAAUGAAUCUGUAAGGCAGACAAACUAUGGCAUUGUACACCCUAGCAACCCACUGAGCAGACAUUCAAGUGUUUGUGCUCUUUUCCUUCCAGUCUUCUGUGCUAUGAAAUAUAAAAAGCCAAGGUGCUUUCAUGCAUAUGAUGGCAGACUUGGCAGUUCCCUGAGUAAAAGCCUCUGAUGAAGGCUGGAAGCAGCUGCAAGUCUCCAGGUUGAACACAUUUAACUCAAAAACUGAUGGGUAUGGGCUUAUGGAGGCUGCACCCUUCACUUUGCACAUGUAAGUCAUCUAAUAACCACCAUUUGUAGAUGCGACAAAAAAAAGAUAAUCUGUGCAUUUACCCUUUACCCCUCUUACCCUUUGACCGCUUGACGUGGGAGUAAUAUUGACCAUGUUACAGCAGGCUUUGUUUCAUAGGGGACAAAGAUUCCUCAUGAUGAUGAAUGAGCACCUAUAACCAGGUAGUUUCAUCCUUAUGAUAAUUGGCCUUCAUGGCCCAACCACUGAUGACUUAGCUAAAAUUAAGGCUAAGGACACUUCAAAAUGUGAACAGUUGAGGUUCCCUCAGUCUGUUCCCUGAAACAGCUCUCACUUUCACUUUCACGCAUUACAAUCAGCUCAAGGUUAAUGGUGAGCCACUGUAUGGUUCCGUUUCAAUGAGGCCAUUUGCAUAGAAAUAAAUAAAUAAAUGACUGAUCUUUAAUUUAUUUGAUUAAUCAAUCAAGAAACGUUCUUAAAAUGUCCAUGUAUUAUCAGAUAGACAUGCCUAGGUAAACAAAAAGGGAGGUCAAACUUUUUUUUAUCACUCUUUUUGUUUUUCAAAGAAGAGUUUUUAAAGUUUAAAGUGAUUCUAAAUUGCCUCACCGUGCACGAUGCAGAUCAUGGGUAAUCAUUUUAAAUAUGUUUUAUAUCAUUAUCAAUCAAUAUAAUCAGGAUUAUGAUUUUUUUCUAUAAAUGACCAAACCUGGUGAGCUAUGAUAAAUGAUUUAUUAAUCCAUGAUAAACACUAAUUAUUAACUCUUUAAAGUGUUUAUUAGUAUCCUAAAGGUCUUUACAGUGGUGUGUUAACUAUUAAUUAAUGCUUAUUUUGAAUGUUUGCCCUAAAUUUUAUCAUCUAGUGAAAGAAUUUUUGAUUCAUGUUUAGAAUGUUGAUCAAGUAAAAGAUGAGAUAAUGUGAACAGUCUAGUCAAACCUCUCUGCAGCCAACAGUAGGAGGCUGUCUCUGAGCUGCAGGACUGUAAAUGUGUGGAGGCAGACAUGGACAUGGAGGAAAACACCAGAUACUUACACAACAUUGCUGGAAGUCUUGAAGGUGUGAGAAGGUGUGAGAGUCAGAGUCAGCUUCCAGAUAUGUGUUGACAUGAGUCAGGAUCCCAGAAGCCUGAUGGAAGGAAGACAUACUCAGAUAGAUACAGAUGACUCACUGCAGGGAGUGAGCUCUGCACAAAAACAAGGAUGAGAAAGUAUGAGGGAUGUGUGACCUGUGGGAUGUGUGUGGGAUUAGUGUGAGCUCCACUUAGUUCACCCUGAAGCCUUCUGAUAGAAUCGGAGGGGAUCAUGAAUUUUACAGGAAGGAUGAUCAUUUCCCUUCAGGGAUCAAUAAAGUUCUUCUUCUCUUCUCUUGUUUUAGAAAUUACAAUGAAAUACAACCAGACUGAGACUCUUGCUGUCAAUAAAUGCACUUGGAUGGGAAAUUGCUUAUCAAUGUUGAACACUUUGACACAUCUUUCUUUCUCUCUCCUCCCACGUUUGUCAUCCUUUCUAUCAGUGACUUUCAAGUUGAAGCCUCCCAGUUUUUGGAUUUAAAAGUCAGAUCUUCCAGGGUGACCUCCCUCCUCCUCCUCCCCAUGUCACACAGAAACAAUCUGAGUCACUUUUCUGAAAGUUUUGUAGAUUUUAGUGUCACUAGCUCAUGCUGCAGCUGUUUUUCUUUGGUAUGUUAUCAGUUUCGCUGAGUCAUAGCAAUGAACAAACUCAAAUUCUGCAAAAUAUCUGUGUAAGUUUGUUACACCCCACAUUGCUCAGUGAAGAAGCUUCACUGUGAUAUCUGUGAGGUAACUACCAGGCCUUUUGUUUUUUUGAUAUUUAGGUUGAAAUUGUUCAGUUUUCUGCUAAAAUUUAGGCCCUUUGCACCAGGAGUGAACAAAUUAUUAUUCUUUAAGUUGAAUGAUAUUAAUCAUAAUGUCAUAAAUGUACAAGAAAUAAGGUCUUCUUGUUUUAGAUGAUACAGAUUAUGGAAACAAUAGAAAAUACUUGAAAAUAAGUUUUUGAAAAAGCCAGAAAGUCAGUCAGCUGUUAAACUUGAGUGUGGUUCUACCUAAAGCAGCCAUGUGCCUUGUGGUUUCUGUCCUUCUAGGUGACUUUCAUGAAGAGGAAGUUUGGUCUGAUGAAGAAGGCCUAUGAGCUGAGUGUGCUGUGUGACUGUGAAAUCGCCCUCAUCAUCUUCAACGGCUCCAACAAGCUGUUCCAGUACGCCAGCACCGACAUGGACAAAGUCCUGUUGAAAUACACAGAAUACAAUGAACCCCAUGAGAGCAGAACUAACUCUGACAUCGUCGAGGUGAGUGUCAGAGUGUUUUAGUUUGGGAGAUCAUCUCCUUCUGGUCACACGAUGCAAGUUUAAGUGUUAACAUGGGCACAGUUUCACCUGGGAAAUGGGGUUUACAAUACAACUUUUUCUUUGACUAGACUUUGUUGAACAACGUGGAUUCUCAUUUCCCUCUUUGUAAGUGAUGGGUGAUUUAUUAAAACCCAGUUUAAACUUAUAUGCCACAGCUGAGUGGUUCAAAAUGAUAGAAAAGGUGAAAAAUGGUUCCUUCCGAAAUUUUCAGCUUAGAAGAUAGCAGUCAUGUCAAGGAAAACAAUCGGUAUUUAUUUUUGCAGGUUGUCAGUUAGGGCCUGUGUCCACCAACAGUCUUUUUUGCAACGAGUAAGGUUAUUUUCUUUACAAAACCAGUGCAGUCCCGCACUUGAGUUUUAAACAUUGGCUAAAGACAGAAUGUCGCCACGUGGUCUGGAACUACAAAAUCUAUGACUUAAAUCUAUUAUACAUUUUUUAAAAUUAUAUUUAUCAAUAAGAGCAAACAUAAGGCACACAGAGCAAUUUAAAACAGACCAAAGACCAACAAAGAAAAGACUGAGACCAACCUUAAAAACCCUCAAGAUGCAUGUGCCAUGAGUGAUGGGUUUGCUCCCUUUGAGGGUUUGUACCCUGACCCAUUGGGAGAGUGUUUGAAGCACAGACUGGAGCAACUGAGUGAACGGAGAGUAACAUACCAAUAACAGCUUACUUCAACUUUUUGUGGUUGCUUUCCUGCUCAUUUGGAUGUUAUCCUAAGACUAUUGUGAUAUAGGAUGGUAUGGGAUUUUAAAGUUUGAUUUUUCAUAGGUGUAAUUGUGUUUAAUGUUCCUCUUUGCUGGGAAGGUAGCGGCUUAAAGUCCUGUGGUGGACGACAUUGAUCAGGAUUGUUUUGUUUUAACACUAAAUCCAUGAUCAAUGAGUAUUUGUCAUCUACAUGAUCUAAAAUGCUGUGGGGAAUUGGCAUUUGGUGCUUUAUUUUGGAGUUUCGUAUCAAUUAAGAAAGUAAAGUGCAGGAAAAAUAUCUAAGUUGAGCAAACACUUUCAUCAAAAUUAGUGUUCAGGUUAGAGGUCAUUUGAAUCAGCUAAUACAAGGGACAGUUGACUCUGUCUGUAGCAGGUGAUAAUGUUUGAGAGGGUGAAAAACCGUCAGCCCAAGAGAGGACUGUAAAAGCAGAACUUUUGCCUGUGCUGUCGUCUCUGCAGGCGUUUCUCCGUUUAUAAAGUAUUAACACACAGAGUCAUAGCUGUCCCACUGGAGACCCAGUAAGAGAUAAGAUCCAGCCAUUAGCCUAUUUUGUGGGGUCCUGCAGCGUCAUCAGGGUGUUGACGCUGGUACUGUUGCAUCAUGGUCCCUGAGCAGAGCUGUCCUGUCUCUCACAGCACACGCUCACUGCCAUUAAAAAUGAAUGGUCAUCGUGACUCACGUUCUGCCUGUUUAUGUAAGCCCCUAAUGUGUGUUUGCCUAGCUGAGAGCCUAAAUUUGUUGCUUUCUAUCUCUCUCUUUCUCUCUCUCUCUCUCUCUCUCUCUCACACACACACACACACACACACACACACACACACACAUGCUCACUCACUCACUCACUCACUCACUCACUCACUCACUCACUCACUCACUCACUCACUCACUCAUCAGGGCUGUAUGGAAAGCAAACUCUAAACUAAAAGAAACAAAAACUUCCCAAACUAAAUGUGUUUAUUUUCAAAGUGCCUCCUCCCUCCUUACUGAGGCUCUGGAAGAGAGUCUUGGCGUGUUUGCAAGUUUUUUUCUGCCCUCAGUUGGUCUUUCUUCCCCAAAUCACAGACUGGUAACUUUCUUAUUUAAUCUAAAAGUGUUUCAGGAGGAGAAUCAGACCAUAGGACUGCAAGAAAACAAACAGCAAAAACUCUUGCAUCAUGUUUUGGUUUGAGGUAGGGCAGCAAAUAAUGACUGUUCUGAUUGUUGCAAAGAUAUAGAGUAUUCGAAUAUUAAAUCAGAUGAUUACACAAUUACACAAUGGUCCUUGUCCUUCUCUCAGAUUUUAGAUUCAAAUUAAUUCAAACUGUAAACAUUAGACCGCUUAAAGUCCUAAAUCUAGUAGAACAAGUGUUAUAAGGGAUAACUUACUAUGAGGUGUUGGAGAUGAGAUCAAAGACAGUUGCCAUCUUUAAGUAACACACCUCUGAUAUCUAGACACCUUGAAUGGCAUUGUCCGGCUCAUGGUCACUCACCAAUAAAAAUAUUCAAAGACCAGUGAUUUAAUGAGUUCAUGCAUUUGUGGUCAAAAUAGUAGAGAAAAACUGAACUGAAAUGUUUGUCAGUCUGUUUCCCUAGCAACACCUGAGUGCUUGAUUAAAAACUGGGAUCACUGUCACAAUCCCAUAAGGUUUGAAUCCCACCAAAGUGUUGUUUAGUACUCCAGUAAGUAGGACAGUUAUAGAUACAGAGUAAAGAACUGUUAGUUUAGGCAGGACACAAAGGUGAAGGUCAGUCCUUAAUAAACCAGCUGAUCCUAACACCAUCCCAUAUCAACUGAUAUCUCAGCUGAUUACCCUUCUCACACCAGAUUGCCAAAUGUCAGAAAGCAUGUUCUGUUGAAACUGCUUCAGCCUGCCUUCACUUGCUGUUUCCACCUACAUCUAGUGCCAAAUACAACUGAUGCAUGGAAGUAACUCAUUCUUUGACAAAAGUGGUCCUGACUGAAUUGGAAAUAAACUGAUCCUUUGAGCUGACUGAACCCUUCCAGCCUUCCACCCAGCCGAGAGGGGUAAUGCUACGCUUGCAGAGAUAGUAAGGAUGCAGGAUGUCUUAUUCCAGUUCCAAAGGACUUCACAGAUCAAUUAUCAGUUUUAUUUGUCAGCAACUAAAUUUUGUCAUUGAUUUUUGUGGACUAUGUCAGUGAAUUAUUGCAUCUGUAGUCUGUAAAUCCACUUUUUUAAGCCUUUACUGUAGUGUGGCAUGUUUGUGGGCAGUCUUAGUUUUAUGUACAGUACCUACAAGUGACUAUGUAUCAACAAAAUGGCAGGUGCCGACUGCUGUGUCAAUUUUCUGACUGACAGGUUAAAAUGAUGGUAACUUGUCAAUCACAGACAGCCACACUCCUUACUUUGGUUUCAUUCUGGCUUGAAUUGAGACCAUACUGAACUUUAAAAAAAAACACCAUGCUGCAUUAAAGAGGACUUAAAACUGGGUAUGGGGACCAUGAACUAGUUUGGGAUUCUUUUUCCUAAUAACGUUUAAGGCACUUUUUACAAUAGCUUCACUUUUUACCAUAGGAUAGAACUUCAACAUGCAUGUGAAACAAUAUGACCACAGCUGUUUAGGGCUGACUUCACCCUCUUUGUUGCAAUCACAGUAAAAGUUAUCAGCUUGCAUCAUUAAUGUUGCCCAUAAUGAUACCAUUCAGCAUUGUUGUUUGUUCUGCUGCUGCUGUGAACCACAAGCAGACACCUGUGUUGGCUCUGUGAGCAUUUAGCCAGCCUUGAUUUGCCUGCUCUGAGUCCUCAUUUGUUUUUACCCACAAGUGUCAAGCACACAGACUCGGCUGAAAAAAAACAAGGCCUAUAAGUGAGAAGGUUGGUCUUUUACAUAUCGGUCGGUCCAUCUGCAACAUUGAGGCACCAGAUUUGUUUAUGUGUAAAGUUAAAUUCCUGCAGGCUGCAACAGACUCUGCAUGUCGUGAGGGAGCAACAGAAAGCUUUUGUGGGUUCUUUGUCAUUGUUUGGUGUUUGCUGAUGAUUAUCUGUCAGGCACACACAGACAAACGGCUCUCAUGCUUCUCUGCCACACAAAGAAACAUGUCACAGCGGCAUCCAAUUUAUAACUGUGUCAUUCUGUUUUGGCUAUUUUAAUGUCUUUUAGAGGUCAAGAGAAAUUUGAAUUCUCCUUUUAACACAGUGACACUGCAGCUUUUGUUGUUUUUCAAUUAUAGAUGGGCCUUUGCUACCUAUGCACUGUCUUGCUUAGAGUCAGAUAGAAGUAUUGAUACUGUUCAUGUUCCUUUGAGGUUCUGACCAAACCCUGCAUACACCCCUAAAACUGUGCAUCUCUUUUUCACACCCAGGUUUGGGAAAUUUCUCGCAGUAUUUGACACCUUUAACAACUUUUUUUUGAAUGGUCACAAAUCUGUGGACUUUUUUUUAGCAGCAAGUUUUUUUUUCUAAAUGGGCUCUAUUUUCUUGUCCACCAGUGGCGUGGCGUAGGGUGGCACACCCACGCAGUGGUAAUUUAGUGUAGCACAGCCCGGCACACUGGUAAGUUCGUAGACUAAGGUGCAGUGAGAUGCGCCAAGCUGGAUGUGGUGGCGCAGUAGAGGGCGAUUUCGACAGAAUCAGACUAGCGCAGGAGUGCACACACACCACCAAUGCCUCAUCGGCAGGUUUUCAUAGUGUCAGGCACAUUUCAGAGAAAUACAUUAUCAACAACAACCGAUAUUCUGUGCAACUAUCUGAGUCAGCACCUAUAUUUAGUUCUAUAUCGAUAUCUAUAUCUUAUCUGAUGAGCACAUUUGGCAAGCGUUUAGACACUCAACCUGAACGAAUAAACACAGCUCAAACUGCAUUAAAUUAAAUAUCCAAUAAAUAGUAACAUUUGGAUUCUACUGAUGGAAACAUUAAUGGAAGAAAGAGCCAGACCAUGGAGCGUAAUGCCUACUUUAGGCACUGGUGGAUCCCAUUUUAAUGCCGCGAAGCAUAGCAUUUGUUUAUGAUGUGAUCUGUGCGCAUAACCCACCUUUGUCACAUGGGGGUUAAAUAUAUGCAACUUAAUGUGAUUGUCUUUAUUUGUUGAAAAGGGUGUUUGUCUUACCAGUGGAUCCAACCUUACACACACCAAAUUCCUCUGUAGUUACCUAAGUGCAGAGGAUGCAACAUCCUCCACAGCACUUAGAGCUACACUUGCUGAGGAGUUUACUUUACAGAUUUAUCAAUAUGCCUCUAUGGUGGCAGAUUUAAAGGAGAGGAGCUGAUGUUAUUGGUAACAAUUGGAUCCGGCUGUGUUAAUCCCACUCCAUGCCUUAUCCCCUCCCUCUUUCCUACUUGCACUGCUUGGAGCAGCUGAGUUGGGGACUACUGGGGGCUACUUGCAACAGGCUGCGCUGCCUACCAAAAUACCAAAUUGUGCUUGGCCGUGCCUCAUUGGUGCGGCGGACCUGACCUGACCUGACGUUGUUGGCGAGGCACAAAAAUAGAGCCCAAUAUCAGAAGGAUUAAGAAGAACUGGCUGUCAUUUUUUAGCGAAAAUACAAGCCUUCAUUUGAAAUUUGGGUAAAAAUUUAUAGUGACACUUAUAUGAUCUGUUUGAAUAAAACAAGGCAUUAGCACAUCACGUAACAUGACCAUUGCCUGCACUUUUGAGAAAGAGUUGUCAAUAUGUGUGUGUGUGGGGUGGGGGUGGGGGGGCAGUUUUACCUUGAAAAAAAUACAUUAAGGCUCAUUUAAAUAGAUGUAAAAAAAAAUAAAAAAAAACACUGGUGCACAGAGAUGUUUGCAUUCAACCCUUUGGAGUGUUUUGUUAAUUAGACAGAUUAGACGUUUUUUUUUUUUUCUUCAUAUUUCCAGAGCAAUAGAAGAAUAAAAGCAGCAUGGUCCUUUUUCAAAGAAGACCCUAGUAGAAUAAGUCAUACUGGAUCAUUGAAAUUAUUGUUCAUAGAUAAAGUUUUGCUAAAAUUAAGAACCUGGUGUCCAUGCCCUUCCCUAAUUUGCAAUUUUGCAAAAGUGUACUCAGUAUCUCUUUGUACCAAUGAUUAUAAGUGUAGUACCAAAAAUGAACUUUAAAUUCAGGGUUUAUAUAACAACUAACUUUGGAAAUGUAACCCUUCAUAUCUAGCUCCAUAUUAAAAACAUUGAAUUGUAAUCUUAGCCCCUUAAAUGAAGGUAAAUCCAGACAGACUUGUUUUCAAUUAAACUAGUCUGCCAGUUUAAACAACUAGAGCAACUUGGAUCUUCAAUCCUACAGACAUAUUUCUUUUGUCAUAAUAAUGAGGCAGAUUUGUGCGCAGCAGCGUUAAGUUUCAGCAAAAACGAUCCAAGACAUGCAGCGCAGUGAUUUUAGCCUGCAGAGCAGAGAAAAGAAUGAGAAAUACAACAGGAAGAAAAAAAGAGUGUCCUGAAACUCAACGCUGUGGUGUAAAGUGUAACUCAAGUGCAGGGGAAUCUUAAAAAGCAGUUUGUGUGAACUGUAUGGACCUGUCUUUAAACAUGUGAGCUCAUCUGCCAGAGAUGUGUUGAAUCACAUCUCAAACACUCCCGUGCCCACUCUAUUCUUAGCCAACAGGGCACCUCCCAACUGGAAAAGACUCACCCAAGUGAGAGAGGGGGUCUUAUUUUAUCUUUGAUGCAGCCCCAACAGAAACAAGACAUCAGCCUUCACAUGUUAGGAUGCUUAGAGCAGCAGCUUGUGUCUUUGUGCCUCAUGGUGGCAAUGAUCCACAUGCCUGUGGAAGUCCACUAAAUCCCACUUUGAAAUUUGAGAAGAUAAGGAGACACACACUCUCAGAUCCUUUAACAGACACUUAAAGGUAGUCAUCAGUGCCCAGACAUGAUGUAGUGGUUUAUACAAGCAUCUGCAGAACCACAUUUAGCAUGGCAGAUCCACUAAAUCCCACUGGACUCCUCCUCUUAAAAGUCAACCAAGUGUCCCCCUGUGCCCCCGUCUGUCCAAUGCUUACACACAGGAUCGACUUUUCAUAACAGGUGAAACUCUCUUUUAUUUUCAGAUUAACUUUCAAAUUUCUCCUUCUGUGCAAUCAAACCUCAAUCAAAGCAGAGUUUUCCUCUCUGGUUGAUAAAAAGAUACAGACGAAGGCCAACAACAAGGGCUGUCAUGAUAUUACGUCUUCACCUCACGAUUAUUGUGGCAAUGAAAUAUCAUGAGAACAACAUAUUUUUUGGAAACUUGAAAUAGACCAACACCGUCUGUCCGUUUAGGAAAGGCAAGGCAAAGGUGGAGCAACACAUCACUUUAUAAACUUGAGUGACUUACUUUUCAUAAUCCAUUUUUAACAAUGUCAACUUUAUGAUUUAUCCACAUCAACACUAUUGUACCAGAUUUUUUUUAGAUAGGACGUCACCUCAUGAAAUUGAUGGUUUGUUAGGCUUUAAUUUUGUUAAUUUUGUUUUGUGUUUUCAUGGUCUUGUGUUUUCUGCAAGCCUUUUAUUUUGAAGUAUUAGCUUCUUCAUGUUACUAGCUAAGAUAACCAUGUGAAGUAGAGUUUGAUGUGUACAUGAUAUUGGAUUUAUACAUUACUCCUUUUUUUAACCAUAGUAUUUACCUUGAAUUUUUAUUUCUUUUUUUAUUAAUUUAUGAUGGCUAGACAGACAGCCAAAACUCCUUUGUUGGAAAAUGUUACUGAGUUAGAUAUUUUUCUGCCUUUAUUAAUUAAAAUGUUCUUAUUGUUAUGGUUAUUAAAUUAAUUAAAAUUUUGUAUUCAGUACCAUGUGAAAAAAAACAAACAACAACAAAAUGACACUGUGGUAUUUGCCCUCAGUCCGCUGUCUUUGAUCGGUUUCACCACAGGACCUUGAAAAACUCCAAGUUGUUGACCACAAGAUUCUACAAUUAGCCUGCUGACAGCUAUUGCCUCUUCUUCUUCCCACCUAUACUUUAUGGUUUGUAGUGACCAGCGUGGAGAGCAGUGACUAAAAACCCAUGGCCAUCACUGUAUGCUUAUUUUUAGCAAAAUAUCAAUAAGGAGUGGACUGAUAUCUGAUACCUAUUUAGAGUAAUUCAUGAGGCCCAUAUUUGUAACUCAUAUGCGUUAACAGUAGGCUAACAGGGACAGCUUUCUGUCAAAAAAGAGGAUUUAGAAUAUCACAAACUUCAGGUCAAAACUUUCUGUAAAUGCCUUUGGCAAAUGUUAAAGCAACACUGACAUGUUAAGCAUCAUAUACAAAAGUUAACAGUUAACCAGUUACAGUCAAGUUCAGUCACACUAUCAGGUGUCAUCCGCUAAUGUGGGCGGGACAUCAGGUGAGACCAGUGGCGAUUGCUCUAAGACUGCAAGGGAAGCUCGGCUUCCCUUAAAAUGUCACCCCUCAAAAUAAAGAAAAAGUGGUGAAAUACGUACUGCUGUGUGUACAUUUCAUUAACUAAAUACGCGCUAGAAAGCCUUCAUCUUUUGUUCAGACACUGUGAUAAGAAGCUGAUAAUCACAGGUAACCGGCAUAACUUCGUUCUCAUUCAUCCUCGCAGCGCCUCAGCGCUUUAAACAGCCGGACGCUCGGCUUCUGCUGUCUUCAAUGUGGAAGCUCAAAGUGGGUUGUUCCAGCAGUGAAACUAGACGCUCAUUGGAUAAAUGCUGGGCUUUGUCCCGCCCAUCGGAAGCCCAGCUUCACUGGAGUUCUAUGGCGAGAGGGCGGUCCCGACUUUCUCCCGUACUCCAAGCUUCUGCAUUCAUGAUUGGAUGAGCUGUCUGAGGCGAAAUCCUUUUUUGAUUGACAGCUAAACAAGCGAAUCAGCGAUCUUGAAGAAUAAAACAUCUACCAGAGCAUUUUCCAAGUUAUUCAUUCCGUUGUUCUUAACUGCUCCGGAGACCUUACCGAUCCUCAGCGACUCUUGUCUUUGUUAAAAACGACUGCCGUUGUGUUUGGCGACUCUGUUCUGUUACAUACUAAUAAACAAAUACAAUUAUGAUGUAGGCCAGAAAAAUGAGCUUCCCCUCCUUGAAAGACCAGCAGCCGCCACUGGGUGAGACAUAGUGGUGGUUGAAAUCAGACCCAGAAGAAAGGACACAUUUAUAGUGGAGCCAAAGUAUUUUAACUAACUUAUUUUAUCAGCAGCCUGUGAAGUAAGAGACUAAUACAGAGAAUCAUCUCUCUGCCAGUAUUGGCUCCAAUCAUCUGCCAAGGCCAAUGAUUUGCCUAUCCCCAAUAUCAAGCUGUAAUUUUUUAAAACUCAGUUAUUGCCAAUACCUGUAUAUAGCAACAGCUCAACCAAAUACACAGUUGAAAAGAGGAACGUGCAAUGAAAAAAACUGAGAUCAUCGCCUUUAUAUAUUAAGGAGAAGUCUGAGUGUACACUCAGCAGUUUUGCAAAAGGCUGAUCAUCUGGUGUCAUAAAACAUAAGAAUGAACAAUGUUUGGACAUUUUAAAAAACCUUGAGUGAUAGCACAGUUGAUGACAUAUUUCAUCUAAAAACAGCUGUAAAGAAAGGUAAGGAGGAUGUGAGUUUACACCUGAAUCAGAGCCGUCACAGAUAAACACCUGGCCAUGAGAAAAAAAAGAGCGUCAUUACCCCAUCUGUGGAAAUUUGUCUCCUUUCUCCUUACUUCAUUAAUGAAAAGGGUUCAUUCUCAAUAUCACUCCCUCUAGAGUCUUUUCUGCUCACUUACAUGUUUACAAUACUUAUAGGGCUUAUCUGUUCACAUGCUGGGAUAUUAUAAUUGCUGUAAACACAGAGCCAAGUUGUGAUCAGCUGCUUUUGCAUUGUAAUUGUCAAGCUUGAAGCAGAGUCUAUAUCAGAUGUGGUGGCUAUAAUUAUGCUUGGCAAAGCGAGGAGAGUAUAACAUCAUUUAUGAAGCAAUUCAAAGUGCUCUACUGACAUAUUAGAAUAAAUAGUCUUAGUAUGUGGAGCAUUCAAAGAAACAUAGAAUCAGAAGCCCUAUGAGGAGUUUCUAACGUAUUGUUUAAGUAAUCACUUUUGAAUUCAUGUGCCUUUGCUCAGGUUUAUUGGGAAAAAAAGUCAGUUUUCUGUUGCAGUUAGGUUUUUGAUGGAGAGACUCUACAACCAGGGCUUUGUAAAGUAAAAGAGCAAAAUGGUAUUGAAUGAGAUUUAGGGCUCUGUUUUUGUGCCUCGGCGACAUCGUGUCAGGUCUAGCGUACCAAUGGGGCAUAGCCAAGCACACUUUGGUAUUUUGGGGAGUGGCACAGCCCCAUGCAAGUACACCUCCCCCCUUUCUCAGUUCCAUCAGGUGCAGGUAGGAAGGGGGGGUUAAUACAACCAAGUCCAAUUUUCACCAAUCACACCAGCUCCUCUCCUUACCUUUAAAGCCGCAAACGAUGGGGCGUAUUGCAAAAUUCAUGAGGUAGUCAAAGAAAUGGAAGACAGGAAUGCCACAAGAUGGUGACCGAGGCAGCCCCUCAAUAAGUGUCGGGAUAAGCACUGCGGAGGGCAUCCUCCACACUCUCUCAAAUAAGCACACAGGGAUUUGGUGUGUGGAAGGUUGAACCCACUGGUAAGACAAACAUCCUUGUCCACAAAUACUGGAUGUUACAUCUGCUCACCUUUUGGGAGCUGACUUAAAGUAAAAAACCAGAGUGAACAAGUUUUUGUAGUUAUGUUUCCGACAGUUUAGGGUGACGUAAUGAAGGGGUCAGAAAGAAGCAAUACUAGACUCAAACACCAACGUUUUGGUUAGCUGGACAUCCUUGUACUUGAGCUUGAGAGGAUAAAGAUGAUAUUUGAAACCAAUUAUUUUAAUGUUGCAGUAUGAAGCACAGUCUAUGCUUUAGAGUAAUAAAUCCAAAGGACUCAAAGGUAUAUUUAGCAUAUUGAAACGCCAACUGCUUUCUCCUCUUAUGACUGGACAUUUUUAUAGAUGAAUGAAAGCAGUAGGAUUACUUUCAGAGUAUGUGCUGACUUUAAUGUAUGACUCGAUAAUCUGUAUUUUUCUAAGCUUUCCAUCAUCGCUGUGCAGGUCAGAAGCUGCGGCCUCAUUAUAUCUCAUGAACAAAAUUUGUAAGUGACAGAGGAAUUGUUCCUUUGGUCUUGUAUACAACAAGCUAAAAAAAUGUGUGUCCUCUGUCUAUCUUGUUCUGUGUUUAGUGUGGAAAUAACCAGCCGUUGACUUUGGCAGGAAUGGAGCGUGUGACUUCUUUAGUGGUCAGCAGUUGUUAAAACGAUGUUUCAGGCUUGUGGUGAAAAUAGACUCGUGAGUGUGUGUUUAAAACUGCUAAUAGGCAGCCAUGUCUGGGAAUGCAGAGGACAUGUGGUGGACAGAGCCAGCUGGCUGUCAAGCUUUCCUCAACACGCAAUGACGUGUAACGUAAUGAGGAGCAGAGAUGAGAUGAUGGAUACCAGAGUAGUGAUGUCAUCAUCCAGGCUCGUAUGAUGUCUGUAUGAUUUGACUUUUUUACUAUAACCUCUCCACCAGGCUCCAGGUGCGGUAAAUUAACAUCCAUCAGUUCAUAUGUCCAAGUUUCAAACAAAUCAGCUAAAGAUCCCUUUUUCUGAAACAAUCCAACGUUGCCAACUCCUCCCUUGGCUUCAGUUUUUAUUUCUAAUAGAAACAACAUGUGGCUUGUAUUUGACAUUUCAAACUAAAGUUUGUGAAUUGUCCCAUCACUAAAUGUUCCUAAGAUAAAUAGUUAUUUUAGUCAUGAUGGGUAACAUGAAGACUUGUGUAAUCGAUCUCUGCCUCACAAUAUCAACAACAGUUCACUCAGGUUCAGGUUCAGGUUACUUUAUUAAUACCCGAAGGUAGAUUUGUUGCGCAGUGAAAUAAAGUGAUGACGCCCAUUUAUACAAGUUACAGUACAAAUAUAAAACAACCACAAAACAGAACACGUGAUAAAAGCGCCCCAAGGCUCCCCAGUCAGGACAUGAGAGGGAGAAAAACGUCAAUACAUAAAGAAAUGCAAAUAAAUAACCCAAUCACUAAAUGUUCCCAAGAUAAAGUUUUUUUAGUCGUGAUGGGUAACAUGGGUAAUCGAUCUCUGCCUCACAAUACCAACAACAGUUCACUAUCCUCCACAUUUACAUCCUCUCUCAGCUCGAUGGAGUGUGUCAGAGUUUGAGGUGAAAAAGACUUUGUCCCGUGGCAUUCAUUUAGUAGUAUACCUUUAACAACGGUCUUUGAAGAACGCUGAGUUGGGGAGGCCACACUCUAAAACACUUGGUUUAUUUCUUCAACCCAAUUCCUGGGUUUUAUGUGUUGAGUUAAAUUUCUGGGUUAUUUUUUAGGUCCAUCCCCAUUUCUUGGGUCAUAUGGAUUCCAUUGUAGCCCAAUUUGAGGGUUAAUAGUUAUGGGUUAUUUUUCUGAGAGUAACCCAAUAAUUGGGUCAGAACGUUGGGUUCGAUUUACUCUGCGUGGUUUCCAGCCCUAAUGGCAAUUAAAGUGACCUGGCGACCCUGUGAACUUUAACCUUGAUUUAUAUAUAUAUAGAUAGAUAUAGAUAUAUGUGUGUGUGUGUGUGUGUGUGUGUGUGUGUGUGUGUGUGUGUGUGUGUGUGUGUGUGUGUGUGUGUGUGUGUGUGUGUGUGCCAUCGACUGUAUAUAAGAUGGACAACGUGGUUCCGCCUUCCGCCUGUAUACGGAUUUGAAGCCAAAAAGCUCUUGGUAAUUCCGGGUUUUUCUCCACUUCCUUGAAACCAGAGCUGUGCAGUAGCGUUGCGCGCAUUCGGCCGCGCAGUCGCCGAGAGUCCCUGUGAUGACGCUCGGCUCAAAUAGCAUAUCCCCCCCGGAAGAGCUACGCAAUCCCUGAACGCCCAUAGGCUGUACCAGGUGUCAAUCAUAGAAAACAUGAACCCCCUAAUAACUUUUAAAAACGGAGCUGCACAGAAAAAAGAGGACUUGGGCACAAACCAGUCUUACAAUAACUACAUGUCAACAUCACAAGCAGGGGGGAGAAAAAUUUAUGUUCUGUGUAAUAAAUUUCUAAAGUUGGUCCACAGCCCCAUAAGCUUUGCUGGCAGAGGCGGGAUUUGUGACCUGUACUGCAGCUCAUCAACAGAGGGUGCUGUUCUCGGAGUGGCUUCACCCAGCGAGGAGGCAGACUCUGUCCAUCUUAUAUAUAGUCUAUGGUUUGUGCAUGUGUGUGUGUGUGUGUGUGUGUGGGUAGAGCAUUCAGUUCCUGACCAGGGGGUUGGGGUUCAAAUCCUGCAUGAGAGACAUCUAUAAAGAGUGAAGUACAUCUAUCUCUUUGGGUCCUUAGGCAAGCCAUAGACAGUGCAGGUUGUAAAAGCAAUGCUCCCAAAAAAAAGCCCCCCAAAUGCAUAUAUUAAUUUAACCCAAGAUCAUCUGUAACAGAAAUGUUUCUUGUCAAACAGGACCUGCUGCAUGUUGCAGCGCCGCUAGACUGUUUACCUUGGGUCCUGGACUAUGUCACUUUAUCCAAGUUGUAGAAGUCCUGCAAACAUUGUGUUUGCUGGUAGUCUGUUGGCAUCUAGAGUAGCACCAGCUGAGGGGAAAACUGGUUGGGAGGGGUAGAGUUUACAUUCAAGAUUUCUCCCCAAAACUGGCAUUCCCUCAGAUCCUGCCUACCCCACCUUUAAAUAUGAUUUUCUCUUUGUACAUUUGUACAGCUUAACCUGCAGCAAGGAUGCAGCAAUGAAUGGCGCCAACAGACAAUGGUCUUUGGAAGUUGUUUUUAAGCCCAUGGGGUGGUUUCCACUACAGUCAUGUCUGUUUUUAUCAUUGUGCUCAGGGGCGGACUGGGGAGGGGAGGGUGGCCCGGGAGUCAUUGCCAGAAAGGCCCACUUCCUGCGCGGUGUGGGCAGCAACCAAAUGGCAACACAAUUUUCCCGUACCAUGAGGGGAAAAAAAAACCUAAUUUGACAUUGUUUUGUUUUGUUAUAGUUAUCAUUAACCUGAACCCUUAAGUAGCCUACAAUAAAAUAACUACAGCAAUGAAGUGAUUUUAAAGCAUUUAGUGAUUUUAAUGCAAAAACAACUAGAGGGCAACAUAAAUACAACAAUAAGCCCAUUUCAAUAAAAAUGUUUUCAAAAAUAGAUAAACAACGAUGCUAACCACAUAGUCUUUAACCUUAACUUUAACUAACUGAAUAAUAUAAAAAUGAAAAUUAAAUUGAAAACAGCCCACUGACUAAAAACUUGAAUGAGGAUCCAAACAGCGUCGCCACAACCUGAUCCACCCCUGCCCCCUCUCUCUCAUGUUGCGGCCACGGCCCAUCGGCCCACCGGGGAAAUCCCUGGUGUCCCCGUAUGCCAGUCCGUCCUUGAUUGUGCUGCCUGAGGUCCAAAGAUUUUGGCCAUUAAAAAUUGUUGUGGCACUGUCCUUUUUUAAAGAGAUUUGUCUAAAUUCUGUGAAUCUUAAAUGACAUUAUGCUUUGUAGAUAAACAUGUUAGUCAUUAUUGGUGCAUUCCCACCUAUGUAAACCGGCUGUGCUGUGGGAACAGUAUCAUUAUGAUAACAAGCUUUUGAACUGUUGUUAGAGCCCGAUAUUUAAUAAUGACCCAAAUUCUUAUAAAAAAAAAACAAAAUUGUAAUCAAAUCAGAAAUGUGAUAAUUAGUCAAUAAUGUAACAAUGUAACAAGAUGCUGAGCCCAAAACAUCAUAAUUUUUUGCCCAAAAUGUAGCAACUUGUUGAAGAAAGAAAUUAGGCAAAGCUAAAAAGAUGUUUGGUAGCUAGUUCUAUGGCUGGAACCCUAUAUGUACUGUUGAUGAAGUUAGGUGCUGUUCUGAGCAUUAUUUGUAGGUUUGCAUGUGGAGAUAGAGAACGCUGUGUACUGUUAUUGUGCAGUCGUUAAUAAGUUUUUAUGACUAGAGAAGCAAGCAGUCGGCAACAUUCAUCUCUUGAGAGGGUGUCUAACUUAGUGUUUUGGUGUGUUUGACCCUAACUCAAUUUUACACUGGAAUAUCCCCUAAAGUUAGACCUGUAAGACCUUAGAGAAUCAUCCCUCUUCAUCCUAGCCCUUCCUCUCAUCAUACUAACAUGCAAAGAGAGAAAACAACGUGAAAGGACAUAGAGGAAGAGCGUAAUAUAGAGAGGUGGUGGGAAGCCUGUUUGGGCUACAACGCAGUCCAUCCAUGUUAGGCUGGACAAAUAAAUGUGUGAACACCUGAAAAAAAAACUCAGAGCUGUAGCAUACUGUUCUGCAAACAUUUUCAAACAACUAAAGAAUUGUGUGAUUAACUCUUAAGGCUGUUCUCCAAAAUGAAACUGCAAAACGAAUAAUGCACCAAAGAGGAAAUUUAGUUAAGAAAUAGUGUGUCAUUCUGACUUUAUUUGAAGUUAAAGUUAAGAAAGUGAUUUUAUUCACAAGCUGCAGGAAUAAAAACAUGACGAAAUAUCAGGAUACUGGGACCUCUAAAGACUCUGCCGCUGGUCCUGUCAGGGGUUGGUAGGCUUUCCUGCUCUUACACCACAUAUUCCAGAGAUGCCAAGACCUUACAAAUCCUAAUUAUAAUGAUUUAAGAUCAUGUCAGCUCAGCAGAAUCCGCUCCAGUCUUUAUUCCUGCCAUGUGUCAUCAUAUUUGUAUCAGCUUUUCUCUCAUUUCUUUAACCUCUUUGUUUGACAAGUUUAAGAGAUGAUUUAAUACACCAUAAUAUGAUAUAAAUGACCCUCUGUGAGAAGAGGUCAUAAACAGCUCGAAUGAAUACUGUAGUUAUUCUUCAUUGGAUGGUUUAUCCUGGUCAGUGGAGAACUUUCUGCUUUCAGUCAACUGCUUAUCAUUAGAAAGGGGAAGCAUCAGUUUUUACCUAAAGAUACAGUAAUGAGCUGAUUAUUUUGUACUUUACACUUCUUCCUAGCGCCCUCAUCUCUCUCAACUUGAUGGCCUUCUGAAUGUGUUUGUGUUUUUCACACACAGGCCCUGAACAAGAAGGAGCACAGAGGCUGUGACAGCCCUGAUGUCGACGCGUCGUAUGUUCUCACCCCGAGUACUGAAGAGAAAUACAAGAAGAUCAACGAGGAGUUUGACAACAUGAUGAAGAGUCACAAAAUUGUAAGGUUUUUUGUAUUGUAAGGCUGGUUUCCAUCUGCUCAGUUAGCCUUUACACUGAUAUAGUGAUCUACAUGUUUAGCCAGUGUGAAAAGGGGAGUACCAGUGAAGUGUAUAUGCACUGGUAUCAUUUUGCUGAGUGGCACAACAUCCUGUGAAAUGGCUGCUGUCAAUAGGGGAAACAACGGAAAUAGGAAUAAACCAGGGUAAUAUCAGCUUAUAUUGGGAACAUCUCGACUGAACUAUUGCACUCAUUUUGCUCUUUCAAUACUUCGGUCUGGGACACCUUUAGAGCCACUUUGCUGAUUUGCUGCUCAAAAAAAAAACGGAUUUCAGUUCUUUUCAGCCUCUACCUGGAAUGCCUCAUUUUAGCUGCCCGGUAAAUCAAGUUAGACAGAGCUCAUGGGUUAUACUUUCUACAUGGCGUUGUAGUCACAAAACAAGCAGAAAGUUAAGACCGUAUAGAAAAUCACAAAAUGCAGAGCAUUUGAAAAAGCCAAGCUGUGAAAUCAGUUUUCUAUCUGCCAGGUGGGCUAGUCUUUUGCAUAAACCCAAAUUUCAGCAAGCAUUUUUGUCUUAUUUCUAGAAAAAAAACUAUGUCUUAACACGCUUAAUUGAAGCCAUCUGUCUCAUUUUAAGAUAUUACAUGCCAGAAAUAACACAGAAAACACACAUGUCAAAGGAAUUAGUAAAGAUUUACUUGUCAUGUUGUUGAAAUAAGUCUUUUUCUCAUUUAAGGAAACUUAUCUCUAAUUCCAAAAGAAUUAAAAAGUGCAUUUCUUUUCAGUAUGACAGACAUAUGCUCCACCUCUGGAUUUUUGAGACUGAAACACUGAAACACAGAGUGCAGGGCAGCAGUUUAAAAACCAAAGAGCAGCUCAUACUGGGACUGAACAGUACAACAAAUCAACACCCCUGUUCACUUGUUUUAUUCUCCAGUCCACAGGCCUCUCUCAGCAGAACUUCAUGCAUGUGGCAGCAGGCAGCAUGUCAUUCAGCUCAGGAGUCGGAGGAGGAGCGACCUCUCAGGCUCUUGCUGCAGCAACAGCGGCUCUGUCUGACAGCGGGGUCCUCUCCUCUCCUCACACACACCUCCACAGGAGCAUCAACUCUUCACAGAGGCCACCCAGCACAGGAAACACAGGUGUGUGUGUGUGUGUGUGUGUGUGUGUGUGUGUGUGUGUGUGUGUGUGUGUGUGUGUGUGUGUGUGUGUAUGAACAUAUACUUUGAGGCCUUGGCUUUGUUUUCUGAAACUUGUGCAUGUAAAUGAGGAGGUUUACCUUAUUUUCUGGAUGACGGUUUGGACUAAGAGCUCACCUCAGAUACACAGCAGGUAUAUAAGGCUGUAUCACUUCAAAUAAAAGAGCAAUGUUUGCAGGAAAGAACAUUUUUAAGGGGCUAUUUGCUAUACCUGUUUAGAGCCAGUUUAAAGAAUGACACUUUUGGAAAGCAAUCUUAUUUACAUUGAAACAUGUCCAUAAUUUAGGCGCUAAACGGCCUUAUGAGCAAAGAGGGAAGCAGAGAGCUGGAGACAUGGGAAGGAGGUUGCUCAAGAAGAAAUAGCUUCUGUAACCUGAUGUGAUUUCAUAAACAUAAAUAUCUUAUGUUAGGUACAAGUGAGUGGUUGGAGAACUGUAACUGAAGACAAAUGAACUCAAAAUCUGUCUAUGUGUGUUUGUGAUAUUGUUUUUCAGGUGGUUUGCAUGGCAGCUCUGAUCUGGCUCUUCAAAAUGGAUCUGGACCAAUUGGUAAGUAUCUUUCGAGUCCAAAACAUGACUCAACUAUUCAGUAGAGGUGGGAGAAAAAAUCAAUACAGUCUAGUAUCGAGAUAUUUUGUCUGGUACAGUGCAUCCGGAAAGCAUUCAUACCACCUUACUUUUUCCACAUUUUGUUAUGUUACAGCCUCAUUCCAAAAUGGAUCAAAUUCCCUUUUUCCUUCAAAAAUUCUACACAAAAUACCCCAUAAUGACAAAGUGAAAAACUUUUUUUUUUUUUUUUUAGAACAUUUUGCAAAUUUAUUAAAAAUAAGACACGCAAAUGUUGCAUAUACAUAAGUAUUCACACCCUUUGCUUCAAAACUUAAAAUUGAGCUCAGGUGCAUCUUGUUUCCACUGAUCAGCCUUGAAAUGUUCCUCCAACUUGAUUGCAGUCCACCUGUGGCAAAUUCAGCUGAUUGGACAUGAUUUGGAAAGCCACACCUGUCUAUACAAGAUCCCACAGUUGACAGAGAACUUCAGAGCACAAACCAAGCCAUGAAGUGGAAAGAAUUGUCUGUAGACCUCCGAAACAGGGUUGUAUCGGUGCACAGAUCUGGGGAAGGUUACAGAAAAAUAUCUGCUGCAUUGAAGAUCCCAAAAAGCACAGUGGUCUCCAUCAUUAAGAAAUGGAAGACGUUUGAAACCACCAGGACUCUUCCUAGAGCUGGCCGCCCAGCCAAAAUUAGCAAGCGGGGGAGAAGGGCCUUGGUCAGGGAGGUGACCAAGAACCCGAUGGUCACUCUGAUAGAGCUCCAGCGUUCCUCUGAGGAGAUGGGAGAACCCUACAGAAGGACCAUCAUCUCUGCAGCAUUCCACCAGUCAGGCAUUUAUGGUAGAGUAGCCAGACAGAAGCCACUCCUCAGUAAAAAGCACAUGACAGCCCGCUUGGACUUUGCUAGAAGGCACCUGAAGGACUCACAGACCAGGAGAAACAAAAUUGUCUGAUCUGAUGAAAUGAAGAUCUAACUCUUUGGCCUGAAUGCCAAGCGUCAUGUCUGGAGGAAACCAGGCACCGCUCACCACCUCGCCAAUACCAUCCCUACAGUGAAGCAUGGUGGUGGCAGCAUCAUGCUGUGGGGAUGUUUUUCAGCGGCAAUCCUUGAUGAAAACCUGCUCCAGAGUGCCCGAGACCUUCGACUGGGGCGACGUUUCAUCUUCCAGCAUGACAAUGACCCUAAGCACACAGCCAAGAAGACAAAGGAGUGGCUUUAGGACAAGUCUCUGAAUGUCCUUGAGUGGCCCAGCCAGAGCCCAGACUUGAACCCGAUUGAACAUCUUUGGAAAGACCUGAAAGUAGCUGUGCACCGACGCUGCCCAUCCAACCUCACUUUUGCUUUGUCAUUAUGGAGUAUUUUGUGUAGAAUUUUUGAGGGAAAAAAGGAAUUUAAUCCAUUGUGGAAUAAGGCUUUAACAUAAAAAAAUUUGGAAAAAGUGAAGUGGUAUGAAUACUUUCUGGAUGCACUGUAUAUCGUAUCGCUUCAUCCACCAAGUAUUAUUUUUUUCAAAUGAAUUGCUAAUAUGAACUCAAAUCAUUUAUAAUGGUAAAACAAGAGCAACUGUUUGUCCAGUGAGGUUGGCAGAGGUGACAUCGAAGAGCAGGAGAAAGUUAGUGUAACAAACAUGGCAGCACCUGGGGAAAGAUAUGAGGAAUGCAAGCAGGGCCCAAAUUAGAUAGACCUGAUAUAAAAGGUUUGCGAGAUGUGCAACAUGAAACUAAGAUACAGUGUAAAUAAGACAAACAAAGGAAAUCAGUUGAAAAUUUAGAUAAAUCGCAGUACCUGGUAUCACAAUAAUAUCAUAUCAUUGGGCCACUAGUGAUUUUCACCCCUACUUUUCAGAUGAACAAAUUUUACAAAGAUUAACUCACUAAGUUUUAGAAGUGCAAAAAGCUGCAGUUCCUGCAGUUGUUAUGAAAGAAACCCAGACCAUCAGCAUUAGGGGUGAUUAUUUCUAUACUGUCUACCUUCAAAGGAUCAACAAUUGCAUCAGUAUCAGUAAAAUCGUAUUAGCUCUCAUCUCUGUUCAGAUGCAAAGAACAAACUCCGCCCACAGGCCUAUCCACAGAGGUCACCAUUCCUAACAUGACCUGCAAGUCCCUCACAGGAGCUUUAACCAGAAACACUGGUGUGCGUCUUUGGACUGCCCACGUCAAAUUGUAACUAAGUCACUUUUUAUAACCAGGAUAUGCAAUUUUAGUAUGAGUGCUACAGGAGACCUUUCUUUUAUUGCAGAAAAUCUUAUGUACCCCAGAGUUAUUUUGUACUGCCAGUGUUCAGCUGUCCUCACAAACUGUCCUCCUCACAGACAGUCCUCCUCAACAUCUUCGUGCUUUUGCUCCCAGAACAGCACGUCUCGUAUGAACGCUGGCAUUAUGUAAUGUCAGAGGCAAGGAAAGAUCAAUUAUUCAUUGUUAUCUCCUGUAUAAUAUAUAUCUGUACUUUCUCCAUUCUGUGGUGGUGGACAGGUUGAUCUAACACGUGGGACUCUAACCUCCCCACCUGCUCAAACUACUUUUCCUGUCUUCAAAUAUUAUAUAAUCCAGGUGCAUUGUGGGUUCAGCUGAAGAAUAAGAGUGCAAGAGUCUCUGAAAAUAUCCCUGGCACAAUAUUUGUUUGAACAGAUUGCACAUACACGCCUCCUGCUACAUGUCGAGGAGCUCAUAUUCUCCAUGAACCCAUCAGUCAGUCAACCUGUCAGUCAACUUUAAAGGAAAAGUUGAGAUUUCACUGCCAUCAUUGCUGAGAUCUCAGUGUUUUUCUAUGUUUCUGUGUUCAGUAAAUGGCUUUGUGGGCUCAUCUGGUGGAGGCAGCUUGGGGAAGAUCCUACCACCCAAAUCUCCUCCUCUUCCUCCACCCGGAAACAGUCUGGUCCCCACCAACCGCAAGACUGACCUCCGAGUGGUCAUCCCGCAGUCCAAAGGAAUGAUGCAAACUCUGGUAAGUGUGUGUGUGUGUGUGUGUGUGUGUGUGUGUGUGUGUGUGUGUGUGUGUGUGUGUGUGUGUGUGUGUGUGUGUGUGUGUGUGUGUGCGCGUGUACAUGCCCGAGUGGUGAAAACAGAAAGACACACACAUAGCUACUGGCUCAUAAAGUGCACUUUUCAAACAGAGGUCUUAAUGCUGCGAGGUUUAUUAGGAGCCAACUGUCCAUGAUGUUAUUUAAGUCUGUGGAGUUCUGGAUGCAGUUGAGAGCAGGGUAAACAUUAACAAAGAGCUGGUCAGCAACUUUCCACAGCAAUUGGUUCGACACCAUCUGGUCCAGAUGGUUGGUGAGUUUACAAAUGAAAUCCUUUGUUCUGGAUGGAAAAAACCUACUUAAUACUGGUGGUGAAGACUUGUUUACCUACUCAACAAAAAAAAAAAAAAAGUGUUGAAGUCAUGGGAUAUCCGUGCAAUAACCUCUAAUCCUCUUCAUUGUGGACUAACACUCUGUUAACAUUGAGGAUUUCUCACUCCAACACUUUGUGUGCAUUCUUAAGCUCUUACACUCAGACUAAGUUUCAUACCUCAUUAAAAUCUCACUGAAAAUCUGUGUCAUAACGCAGUACCCAUUGGUUAAUAUAUAUGCAGGGCCAUGUUUAGUUGGUCGGUAAGUCCUCUUGAAACUUUUAUAUUAUUCAUCAUUUCAAAUGUUACAGUUUUUUUUUUCCUAGUAGGUGUCAGUUGAGCAGCUGCUAAAACAGCCCUAAUUUCAUCAUUCCAAACCAAAAGUCAAACAAACUAAAAAUUCCUCAUAGGAGCUUUAUUAUUAUUUUUUUAUUUUUUAUUUCAUGCUAUUUCAUUUUCCUAAUGGCAUGCAGUAGUUUAAUCCAUAGCUUCAUUUCCGCCUUUUGCUGUUGCCUUGAUGAAAAAUAACAUUACUGUCAAUAGCGUCAUUUCUAUUGUACGUAUCUUCAUUUUCUCACUGUACCUUUCGUAUUUCUGUCCCUCCUUUUUAGGUAUGUUUUCUCUUUUUUUAGAUUCUCAUCCACUUUAUACGUUGCACUUUUUUUUUUUUUUAAAUAAAUAAAUCGUGAAUAGAUCUUCCUUUGUGCUUCUCUUUUAUUGUUAUGUGGGGAAACAAUCCUGUUGUAUAAACAUAAAUUAGCUUUAAAAAGCAACAGGCGCCACAAACAUGAUUUCCUCACCAAUAGGACCCAGAGAGUAAGGAUGAACAGGAAGUUGUCAAAUGUCUGUAUAUCUUCUACUGGCUCUCCACAAGGAUGUGUUUUAUCACCAUUAUUAUACAUCCUAUACAAAAAUGAUUGUUGUAGCUUUCAUACAAAUAGAUAUAUCAUAAAGUUUGCAGAUGAUUCAGUUAUUGUCAGCCUCCUUGAUGACGAUGAAAAUAGCCAUGGUCCUAUUGUUGAUGAUUUUACUCUGUGGUGUGAAAACGCAUUCCUACACUUUAAUGUCAGUACAACAAAAGAUUUUAGACAAUCCCCCCAGCUCCACAGAACAGUGUUGGCAAGGAUAAAGCUGUGGAGAUCGUAUCUAACUUUAAAUAUCUAGGCACUGUGAUCGACAAUAACCUGAAAUUUACCUGGAAUACCGAAGUGCUGUGCAAGAAAGGCCAGCAACGACUUUUUUGUUUAAGAAAGCUCACCAAAUUUCAAAUCAAUAAGUCCCUGAUGUUGCUGUUUUAUUCUGCUUUUAUUGAAUCGGUCAUAUCUUUUUGUAUUAUUUGUUGGUACAGAUCAGAGAGAAAAAUGCCCUGGACAGGAUAGUAAAGGUGGCAAGCAAGAUUGCAGGUGCGCAGUUCACUAGCUUGAAUCAUAUUUUUAACAAGCAGGUUCUUAAGUUAAGUUAAGAUCAAGUUUCAUCUAGGGUUUCUUUUAUUGGUACUGCACAUUGCACUUUGUUUCUGCAUUUUAUGCACUCUGCUCAUACAAAAAUACCGGUAUGACUGACAUGUGCUUUUUACCUUCUAAAUCGUCUUUAAUGCUUGUUACCUCCUAAAUUGUUUUUUUAAAUAUGUAUUUUCCUUUAUUUUAUUUUCUGAUGUAUGGCAGUGUUUUCAAUGUCUGUGCCUGCUGCAACCCGAUUUGCCCAUUUUGGAACAUAAUAAAGCUGAAGUGAAGUGAAGUGAAGUGAAGUGAAAGACAGUUUCAUGUCGGCUGCCAGCUCACCCACUUAGUUGAAAGAUAACACUGAUUCUUGGAGAAGAUCAAGCCCUGUUCACAACAAAGUACCACUUCAGAUUUAAAGCAGGAAAUAAUGCAGGUACAGUCAACUAAAUAGUCACAAACAACCUCUCAAAUGUGCUCAUAAAAGGUUUAAGAUUUACAGAGUUCAUUGUUUGGAGAACAGACUCCUCAGUGUGCAGCAGGAGUCAUCAGAGCUCCUUCAGAUAGUUUUUCUCAGCAGCUCUGCUCCAGUACUGAGGUUAUUGAUUUUAUCUCCCUCACUGUUGCCUUUCUCCUCCCACACUAAACUGAAAAAUGAUGUAAUGAUAAGAAAACAAGGCAAAAUAAACCGUUCAUUUAUUUUUCUUGCCUGCUGUGGCAGUGCAGCUCCAUUUCUCUGCUGGCUGUGGAAACCAGGGGAUUUUUACUUCUCACACUGAUUCAUCUGUAAAAGGAAACAGUUUGUUUGAUUUGCAUUAUUACUAUUAUCAUAAAAGGAAAAAUAUUUGGGGUUUUCAUACAAAGAAAUCUUUUUGAAUUUAACAGUGGGAGGAGCAGUGGUGGCUGCAGCUUAAGAAGCUCUUGAUUAGAGUUGUUGGGCAGCAGUAGCUCAGGAGGUAGAGCGGUUGUCCAAUGACUGGAAGGUUGGCUGUUCAGUUCCCCCCUAUCACUAGUCUGUCUGUUUUGUCCUUUGGCAAGACACUUACCUUACUCCCAGUUUGUGUCUUCCACUGGUGUAUGAUUGUGAGUGCUGUGAGGUGGUGGUUUCCGUCAGUUAUCCCCAGGGCAGCUGUGACUACUAAGGUAGUUCACCACCACCAGGUUGUGACUGUGUGAGCGAAUGAAUGAUGUAUCCAAUGUGAAGCACUUUUUAAUAAAAGCACCCUAUUAUUAACUAUGUGCUUGAUUUGAUCAAAAAGAUGGUUCUCAUUAGUGCCAGAAUGUUUAUGAACUGAUACUACAGCCUUUGGAUACAAAAAUCUUUCUCCACAACCAGGAAAUCAAUCAGUAACUUCAGACAAAUUAAUUGCCAUUUUUUUUGUUUCAUAAACUAACCAUGCAAUAUCUAUCUUGUGCUUAAAGGCAUUUCUACAGCCUAUAUUCAUUUCAAACCAUAUUUUUAAAGAUCUCCUGCUUUGAGGGUUAGUCAUUAUGCAUGCUAGGAGUACUAGAGCAGUGACCUGCCUCCAUUGAUCACGAAUCAGGAACAAAGUUAAACUCCCCCUCAUGUGUGACCUUUGGAGCCUUUCUUUUAGACUCAUUUAGGGAUGGUUGUUAGUGUUGAUACAAUCUUGCCUGACUAAAUCCUAACUGAAUAAACACCCUUUCUUCCCACAUGUAGCUGUCAACACCACCUCCUCGCACAUCAGUUAUUCAUCAUCGUUUCUCAUAAUCCUGUUUACUGGUCAAAACUGGAUGACAAAUCAUUGAUGAACACCAUGUGUGAUGAAGCAGUGAGCUUUAAGCAUCAUGUUCUUCUUCUUCUGUGGUGGUUUGAGUGUUCAUGAAACAGUCAACAUUAUAAUGGACAGUAGCUGGCACGCUAUGAUGUCCAUAGUGUUUUCAGAAGCAGACAGUCAGAGAUUUAGCUGCUAAGAGGAUGAAAUGCUUCUGCUUUUUUACUCACUGCAGUAACAGAUGAUGAGCCAUGGUCAGACAGCAGUUCUUCUGUUUGAUCUUUUAAAGCAAUGUUUCACUUCCUCCACUGUGUGUGUGUGUGUGUGUGUGUGUGUGUGUGUGUGUGUGUGUGUGUGUGUGUGUGUGUGUGUGUGUGUGUGUGUGUGUGUGUGUGUGUGUGUGUGUGUGUGUGUGUGUGUGUGAGUGUGUGACAGACAACUCCUUUAUUAUGGCUUUUUUUUUUGUUUUGUUUAAUAAGAUUCAAGCACAUCCACUUUUCUCCAUUUGUUCCAUUUCAUUAUCAGUCACUGUUUUUCACAUAUGUAGCACCAGUUCAAAACAAGAACAGAUAUAUUCUGUUUCCUGUUACAUUACUUAUCAAGGCAAAAAGGAUUCCUUGAGUAAUUUCAGUAACUUGAUUUAAAGAAGCUGUUUAUCAGCCUCAAGCCUUCAUUUAAAUCCAGGCUUUACAUGACCCUGUCAUUUGUUUACUGUCCCUGAAUUUGAGCCAAAAACAACUAUCAGACGUUGGCUCUGAAUAGCGUUACAUGCAUAAUAACCUUCAUUUACCAGUAGAGAAACCGAAACAGUUAUCCAGUUAAUUAUUAAAUUUACAUUUCUAUAGUAAUUUAUUUCAGUCAGGAUCGCUUUGUCAAAAUUCUGCUUUAUUGUGCAAAGUUGAAUUUUGUGGCAUAGUUCUGUUCUGGGUCCCUGCCCUUCCACAAGCUUGUGUGAAAACCAGAGGCAGUCCUUCACGAGCCAUCAUGCAUUCGAGGUUCUGUUCGGGGCCCCCCGUUCUCCACACAAACAUGUGUGAAGGGCCAGCUGCAGGUAGAGCACCUUCCCGCCCUUCGAAUUACCUUACACAAGUAAGAUUAAAAAUAUAUAUUCUUAAAUUUUAAUGUGUGAAAGUGUCCUCUAUUAUCUCUGCCAUUUGUAACAAACCAAACCAUGUGAAAAUCAGGUGAAAAUUCAGAGAGUUAUGGUGAAAGAAGUUUGGCAUACCUACCUUCCCCAGUAGAAAUAAAUGAGCUUGGCGGACCCUAUUCAAGAUGGUGGGCACUGAUACGUCAGCUCCAACAGGCAGCGUCAGUCUUUGAAGCAUCUACUUAUGUCUUUGGCUAGGUUAGCUAACACUCUACAGUUCAAGUACACAGCAGCAGGCCAUCAGCGCCACACUCAACAAGAACCUAUUGUGGAAAAAAAGGUAUAGGGAUCAUGAUUAUGGGAUGUAGAGUAAUAAGAAGUGAGACAUGCAUUUAUAUGAUGUGAAUGAACACAGAGAAUGAUAGAGAAGAAAGACAGCAGCUCAGACUGACUAGGAGCUGGUCCAAGCCUGGGCUGACCUGUACCAUCAGCUCUGCCAGAAAGUAAAAUUUUGAGUAGAAAGGGUGUCUGCCUUCUAGCUACUGAUAGAUAGAUGAGUUGUUCUGGCUCUGACUUCUUCCUUUUCGCAGCUUUUGUAACCUGUGGCAACUGUAAUGCUGAAAUCACACAGAAAAGACAAAAGGAAGGAAACUCAAAACACAACUGUGAACAUCACACUUGUUAACUAGCGCUUCAUAUUGUAUGUGUGCAUGUAAGCAUGUGCACGUUUAACAGUGAAUGAUCUCAUACAGAGUGAUCUCAGUGCGUACAUCAUCAGACUGAAACACUAACACCCGCAGAGAAACAGCGCUAAACGUCUGAUUACUGUCAAAAAUUUAAGUUUGAUUGCAGCUUUUUUAGAAAGGCAUAAAACAGCUGUGGCUUAACUGAGUAAGAAACUGAUAAAAAAAAAACUGCCAGCUGGUCAUUAAAACUCUGUUUAAUCAAAUAGCAUUAAGUUUGGAGCAGUGAACUGACUUCUUUAUGAGCCUGAUAAUAGAUGAAUAUAAAACACUUCAUCUUUGUAAAACUUGAGCUCAGUAGUUAAGAGGAAGAAGUUGUUGUUACACAUGAAACAUGUUGUCAUUCAAUCAGCUGUUUUACAAACUGGACCCUAUGUAUUGUAUAAGGAAGCCUGUGGUUCAUAAUCCUAGGUAUUGGUCUUGAAACGGUGUAGUUUUACAGAGUAACCAGAGACUGUCAGGCUGGUUAACUCCUGUUAUCACAUUUAUGUCCUGUAAGACUGAAAACGUUUCCUCUUACCAUAUUAGGAACCAAGUCCAGGAGCUGAGAAUCAGUCUGGGAAAUGAAGGAAAUUUAAAAAUCAAGCAGAAAUAACGUUUGAGGUGAAUAAGUGGACAUACCAGAAACAUCAACUUUAAGCAACAUAAACAGUAUUUAGGGUUUGAUUCAUCGUCGAUUUACCUCUCUCUCUCUCUCUCUCUCUCUCUCUCUCUCUCUCUCUCUCUCAGUCGCUGUAAGGAACUGCAUUUGUAUUUUUACUGACAUCAUGUGGCUGAACUGAUAAUGUGCUGCAUGUAAUUCUCAGAUCAUUACAGCUGUGAUCUAAGCUCUUAAAAACACCAGGCAGAGAGAGUCUCAUUUAUUUCAAUGAAUAAUUUCAGUGACUGUUGUUCUGUUUGUGUGUUUUCCAGAGUAACCAGAAACUGAGCAGCACUCAGUCCAGUCAGCCUUUGUCCACCCCAGUGGUCUCAAUGACAACACCCAGUCUGACCCACCAAAGUCUGGCUUACAUCAGCUCCUCCUACAACAACGGUACUUUAGGAUUAUCAGUGGUCUUAGCAUGAUGCCAUUUUGAAAUGACUGGAUAUAAGUAGGGUACUCCAGAGAGGCUAAGUCUCUUAAAAGUGAUGGAGAAAACAAAACAAAACACUGCUCUAUGAGAGAAUUGAUGAGUGACCUGUUCAAGAGUUUCAGAGUAAUGUAAAAUUAUUGUAAUUUUGGUAUUGGCUCAUCUGCAGAACAUGAUAUCUUAAAAAGAUUUAAAGGACCAAGAGCAAACCUCUGUACUGAAGGACAACCAAAAACUAAACCUGGAUAGCCAUGAUCUUGGCCCCUUAGGCAGCAAAACAUUUAUGACUCUGUAGUGGCAGUCACUGCAUAGGUUCCAUAUUACAUCUCGAAACCAUUGUAUGCCAACACGGCUCGGUGCUGUGUUCUCAAACACCUUACAUUAGUGUUAGUUCAGAUGGGUUUUUUUCUCUGCUUUAAAGUAGAAUAGAAUAGAAUAUUCACUUAUUGAUCCUCCAUGGGGGAAAUUUUUUUGUCACAGCAGCAUCACAGACAAAGUGCAAAAAUGCAGUUAUAAAAAUAAAGAUCGUAAUAUUAAGAACUUAAAUAAAUGUUAUAAUUAAGAAAAAAUUUAGAAAAGGAAAGGGGGAGAAGAAAAAAUAAAACUAUAUACAAUAUACACAAUUUAAGUACCAGAAAAAAGUAGUGGUGACAGUCCAGUUAUUAUUACAGUUCGUUGUAAAGUCUUAUUGCAGAAGGGAGGAAUGAUCUGCGGUAGCGCUCCGUCUUGCAAGGUGGGAGUCUCAGUCUGCUGCUGAUGGAGCUGCCAAAAGCCCCCACAGUCUGGUGCAGUGGGUGAGACGGAUUGUCCAUGAUGGACACAAGCUUUGCUAACAUCCUCCUCUCACCCACCUCCUCCAGGGAGUCCAAAGAGCAGUCCAGGACAGAACAGGCCCUCCUGAUCAGUCUGUUCAGUCUCUUCCUGUCCCUCUCGGUGCUCCCUGCCCCCCAGCAGACCACCGCAUAGAAAAGUGCAGAUGCUACCACAGAGUCAUAGAAAGUGUGUUAGAUAGGAAGCUCUUUUAGACUUUUUACAUGUUUUGCAGAUCAAGAGUAUGAGCAUAUACUAUAUUUAUGAAGAUAAUCACUACUUAAAGUACUUUCUUAUUCUGCAGAAUGCCUGAAGAGCACCAUCACUCUCAGGGUCAAUCUUGUCUUGAGCGAUUGUCACAGAUUUAUAAGGGGCAGCCUGUAUGGAUUGGUUGCAUGAGUCUAAUUCUGUUUGUGUGCUGUGCUGCUCAUGUUACAUGGUAUUGUCCCUCUUUUUAUCAGAUUACUCCCUGAACAGUGCAGACCUGCCAGGCUUCAGCUCCCCUGCAGCCUCCUCUCUGGGCUCCAUGGCGGCAUGGCAACAACAUCAGCUGAGCUCACUAGGGUAAACUGCUCACACAACCUAUUACACUGAUAACAGAUUUUUACAUUCACUGUAUUCAAACAGUCUGCAACACAUAUUUGAUAAUUACAUAUGUAUUAUCUUUUAUUUUUUAAAAAUCAUCUAGAAAAUACACAAACAAAACAAUGUUGGAGUUUCAAAAGUAGUUACAAUUGUAUUGUUGUGAUUGUUUUCUCACUUUUCUGUAUUUUGCUGGCUAUAUCUAGUGUAUUGGAUUUUAGAUCUAUCAUGUGCACUUUUUCUUUUGUGAAAGGAAGAGUGUCACAGAGCAACCAUCAUUCACUCACUGCUAAAUCAAGUGUAAAAGGAUCAUUUCGCUAAAAAAAAAUCAUAAUUUUUCACAUUGCAUAUAAUGAUAUAUAUUCAUGUAUCAGGUCAAAUCAUCUUUAUUGAGAAGAUUAAAAAUAAACACAAAUACUGAGUGGAGCACUUCACAGAAAAAAUACAGAUGACAUAAGCAUGAUCAAAAAUAAACACAUGAACUAAGAGGAUUUCAAAGCAAUUGAGGUAAAAGACAUUUCACAAACAGCAUUGCAUAAACAAAAAACUGAAUUACAAGUUUAGUGUGACGAACAGAGAGCAGUGAUGGCUCAGGAGUUCUGAGAAGAUUGGAGAAGUAUUACAGUUCAAACAUUUCUGAGUUUCAUGGGAAGAUUCAGACCAUGCAGUGCUUUACCAAUUUGAAUCAGAUCAUGAUUUAGAUCAAAUAUUGACUCGUGCAUGAACAACAUGCGUGGCCCAGAGAGGCUCGAAAGACGCUGUCUCUAAGACAACAACCCUGAAGUCAAAGCAGACACAUAAAUCCCUGUCCACUUUCUAGCAUCUUCAGUUUGUAUGUGGAUGAUGUGAGGUCAGAGCUGACAUGAAGGUGGGUAGAUUCAGGGUUUCAGACCUGAACAUUAAUUCUCGUGAGGUGUCAUGAGCUGAACUUCAUUAAAACACCAGAAAAGGGUGGCACCUAUGAUAACCCCAGUGAAACUGUGGCUCUCACUUCCCACCUGUCUCCAUCUUUUUCAUGGUUGAAUGAUGGGGGACUUUGGGGGCUGUGUGAUUGGCUACACAGCUUAUCAACAGGGAAUGAGGGUGUAAAGGGAUGGGUUUAAUCACUGAUUAUUUAUCUUUUUCAUCAGAGCAGACAAACUUUAUGUUAAAGAGAAAUGUAAGAGAGAAGCCAAGAGCAGAAAUCAUCUCUUUAGCCCACAGAUGUUUGUUUCACCACUAGGUGGUGACAUUCCUCCACAUUUAUAACUGUUAUCAUGUCCCUCCUCCUCCUCCUCCCCCUUCUCAUGUCUCUGUCUGCAGUUCUGGGAGCUCCAUCAACACCAACCACAACAUCAACAUCAAAGCCGAGCCCAUCUCCCCUCCCCGAGACCAAUUUAGCCAAUCCAGCUACAUGACCCAGGCUCACGCCCCUCCUCAUCAUCACACCUCUUCAUCCAGCAGAGCAGAGUUGGGAAGGUCUCCUGCAGACAGCAUCAGCUCAUCCUGCAGCUCCAAUGAGGGCGGUAGUGAGCGUGAGGAGCAGCAGCAGCGGGCAGAUUUCCACCCGCUCCCUGUGAGCCGCUCUGAGGGGAGGCAGAGCCCGACGGUCAAACGCAUGAGAAUUGACAGCUGGGUGACAUAAACACAUAGGUCACAUGACCACACCACACCAAGAUAACACAGAAUGGACACUGAUAUGCAAAUAAGUUGUGUAUUUUAUUGAUGUGUUCAGUUUUUUUUUUCCAUCAAGCUGUCUCUAAGGUUCCGACUCUGUUUUUUUUUUCAGAAAAUCUUCACAGGUACCCCCCCCCCCCAAAAAAAAAAAAUUCCAUCCUUUUUUUAACAUAAACCAUUUGACCAACACAGAUGAUAACAAGGGUCCAAUUGCAGUACAAUCAGUCAUUUUCUCAUCAGAUGCAGUCCAAAGGUCCAUAAAGAUGAGACUGGUCUUGUCCGUCAGUCUUGCUGCUUCAUAACUGGGGUUGAAAGCAGUGAAGUGUUACUGAAUGUCUCCCACGAGCAGAAGUGGACAAACUACACUGAGUCUCUACUUCAGUAUAAGUUCAGAUAAAUGAGCAGAAAAAGACUUAAAGUCCAGGUUUUGCUUUUAACUUGAGUUUGAAUUACACAGACACUGAAAUGCUCUGGCUGUACAGAGUGAAAAGUUUAUUCAUACAUGCUGUCUCUGUGUAAAGCUCAUUCAAGCUUUUGUUUUUUCUGUCUUUGAAAGAUGAAUUAAUAUUAUUUAAAUACAAAAAUAUUGAAUGGAAUAACCAACUAUUAAUUUAAGGUUAAUUCCCCUGUAUGAUCAAGUACCAGUAAAUUCACUUUUGGGGUUAAUGUUCCACUUCUCUCUGUUUCAUCUGGAUCUGACCUCCUCAGAGUUCUUUCCUGCUGCAUCCCAAUCAUUUUACUAUGUUCGAGCUGUUCCCAAACACCAAGUAUUCCACUAUGCUUUAGCGUUUUUCAGCUCUAAGUGGUCUUGCAAGCAUAAAUGGAGAAAGUAAAACUGUUAAACGCAAAUGUUAUAGAGCCAAUUUUGAACAUUUUAGGGGGAUCGCUUUAAAAAUAGGAUGUCAAAGUAAGGAGAUGUUAAGAAAAAUAACCUGAAAUCGAAGCUGUACUGCAGUAGCUCAGUUUUUGUACUUUCAUACUCUCCACCUCUGCUCUUUGGGUGUCAUCAGAUCAUUUCUAAUCUUCUCAGGGUUUGAAACGUUGAUCAAGUCUAUCAUGAAAGCAAUACUCCCUCCACACGAUCCCUGCUCCUCCUCCUCCUCCUCCUUUUAAAAACACUUAUUUAUAUCAGCCAAAGCAGUAUGCUGUUUUAUGUUGUGUGUGUGCGUGUGUGUUUUUUUUAUAUUGUGCACAGAGUAAGAAACUGUUUCACUCAGAUAUAAAACUGAAAGCCAUGGACACUUGUUCUGUACGUUUUACCCAAAUAUGUUGUACUUGUUUUGUAUAUACUAUCUUUAAUAUAUAUAUAUAUAUAUCACUUUUGGUGUAACUAAA